Molecule: messenger RNA, 63355 nt
Organism: Eriocheir sinensis (Chinese mitten crab)
Lineage: Eukaryota; Metazoa; Arthropoda; Malacostraca; Decapoda; Varunidae
Product: titin-like
Exons: 109
Coding region: 233-62263 (20676 amino acids)
Molecular function (GO): protein binding
Source: RefSeq, a predicted model, not a curated record
GCUGUGCUCACCAUUUCGCCCCGACGACUUCGGAGGCGAGGGUGUGCUAAAUGGGGCUGCCUGACUCACUGGCCGCAAGCAUAUUAUAAACCUCCCGCUGUAUUAUGCUCGCAGCCCAGUAGUCAGUGGCGCUCAGCGAAUAUUCACGACCCGGUCUUGACUCUGCCGUGUGGUGUCCAUUGGUGCUAAACCCGUGUGUCCUUUGUGUUAACGUCCGACCACCACCGCCGUCAUGUCGCAGCAGCAGCAACAGCAGCAAGUGGUGAGGCAAAGCACCUCGACGCAGCAGACCAGCAGCAGCGUCUCCCAGCAGCAGUCGACGGUGCAGCAGCAAAGCCAGAUGCAGACCCGCGUCGUGCGCCAAGUCCAGCAGGGCGUCCAGAGGGUACAGGGUCCCACACAGAUGAUCCCCAUGGGCCUUCCCCCUGGUGCGUCGCCGCCCGUGUUCGAGCAGAUCUUCCGAAAUGCUCGCUUUGCCCAGGGUGGCGACGCCCUCUUCGAAGGGAAGGUCACUGGCAACCCCAAACCCACAGUCUCCUGGACCCGAAAGGGGGCGAAACUCAUCUAUGGCUCCAAAUACCAGGUAACCCACGACGAAACGACAGGUGUGGUGACCCUUCUGAUCACUGCCAUCGGUCCCGGUGACGAGGGAGAGUACACGUGCACAGCGGCCAACCAGUAUGGAGAGGCCAUCUGCACCGUGUAUAUCCAGCCGGAAGCGGCCUUGAUGAUGCAGCAGCAACGUCAACAACAGCAGCAGCAACAGUCUAUGCAGAAAUCCUUUUUUCAACAACAGCAGAUGUCGCAGCAACAAUUUCUUCAGCAGCAGCAGCAACAGAUGAUGUCGAUGCAAAAUGGAAUUAUGCAGACUUUCAGAGUUGACACUUUUGAAUACCGGCUGUUGCACGAGGUCGAAUUCCGCCGCUCCCUCACCGUGCGGAUGGCAGGCGAGGUGGUGGAGGAGGAGGGGGCCAUCCAGGGUCCACCCCAGGCCCCACAGCUCCUGCAGAAGCCUCGCUCCACCAAGGUCUCGGAUGGAGGCAACGCCACUUUCACCGUCAAAGUCAGCGGCUACCCGACUCCCAGGGUUGUCUGGUUCAAGAAUGGAGUGCGUCUUCAGUCCAGCGACAAAUACCUGAUGACGCAGUCUGCUGGCCAGGUCACACUCGUGGUGAAGCAGGUCAACGCCAGCGACAACGGCCACUACACAAUGUUGGCCGAGAACAAUUCUGGCUGCACCGUGGCUUCGGCCCAGCUGGCCGUGGUGCCCCGCGCUGACAUGGCCACUGGUGCCCCCCAGCCUGAGAUCAUCCGCCCUGAGAGGAUGGAGCAGCAGCAGGCUCCUCCCCAGGCUGCGGAUGAUCUCGGUGACGACAGCAGCAAGAACAUGGAGCCCAAGUUCAUCCGCGGGCCGGUCAACGCCCAAGUUCAGGAGGGCAAGUUGGUGCGCUUUGAAGCUCGCGCCACUGGCCGCCCCUACCCUGAGGUAACAUGGUACAUCAAUGGACGCCUGGUGGUGGAUGACGCCACACACAAAGUUCUGGUCAAUGAGACGGGCAACCACUCCCUCAUGAUUCAGCGUGCCGCCCUCACUGAUGCCGGCACCAUCUCCUGCGUCGCCCGAAACAAGUCUGGCGAGGCGACCUGCCAGUGCACACUCAAUGUGCUGGAGGCGGAACAGAUGGUUGCACCAAAGUUUGUUGAGCGAUUCCAACAAACCACCGUGGCCGAGGGAGAGACCGUGGUGCUCCAGUGCCGCGCUGUGGGCACCCCCAUGCCCGUCCUCUCCUGGCAGAAGGAUGGUGUGACAAUCGAGAAUACUGCUAAUGUUAUGAUUCAGUACGACCAGAAUGGCGCCUCAUGCCUGCAGGUGCUGAGUGCCGGGGCAGCUGAUGCCGGCUGGUACCAGUGUAACGCCCAGAACUCUGCUGGGUCCACUGCCACCCGUGCCCGCCUCCACGUACAGCUGCCCAAGGCCCCUGAACCAGCGGCCCCCUAUCGCCCUCACUUCCCCAGAACAGGCAAACUCAUCGAACCAGAACCAGAGCCUGAGCCGGAGGUGAUCAUCCUGCGCCCCGUGGAGCGCGCUCACCACGUGCCUAAGGCCCCCGAGGAACCCGAACCCGAGCACCCCAAGUUUACUCAUCCCCUGAGGGAUAUCGAUAUCGUCGAGGGCACCCGUGCCCAUUUCGAAGCUAAAGUGAUACCUAUCGGUGAUGCCACUAUGAAUAUUGAGUGGUUCCACAACGGAAAACCUCUUGCAGCAAGUUCCCGAGCCACUGUGACAUGGCGCUUUGGCUUUGUGGCUCUUGACCUCCUUAAUGUGAUCAAUACCGAUGCUGGUGUGUACACUUGUCGUGCCACCAACAUCAAGGGAUAUGACGAUACCUCUGCCAACCUCAGGAUCACUGAGCGGCCUCUUAUUGAGAGGCAGACCCAGCACCCUGAGGCCAUGGAGCAGAUUGGUUACCUGGAGGAUCAGUCACGCUUCCAGCGCAGCAUCUCCAUGGAGGAGUCCUCCCACAUCAAGCCCACCUUCAUCAAGCCACUCACCAACCUUGGGGAGGUCCUGGAGGGCAAGUAUGCCCACUUCGAAGCCCAGGUCCAGCCCCUGAGUGACCCCUUCAUGCGUAUCGAAUGGUACAAGGAUGGCAAGGGUAUCACUGCUAGCUCCCGCAUCAAUGUGAUCUACAACUUUGGGUACGUGGCUCUCAACAUCAUGCAGCUGCGUGAGGAGGACAGCGGCACCUACACCGUGCGCGCCAUCAACAAGGCCGGGGAGUGCUCCUGCCAGGCCAGCCUCAAGGUCAUCUCAAUGUCCACUGUGACUGGUGACCUGGGCAUCCCCGAGCAGGCGCAGCACAUCAAGAGUGUGGAGGAGAUGGAGCAGUACAGGCAACAAAUGUUGGCCAAGACUAAAGCUGAAAUGGCAGAAGCAAUCAGCGCUCCCGUGUUCAAGACAAACCUAAAAGACAUUGUGUCCAAGGAGAACGGCUUUGCCCACUUUGAGGCGCGCCUGGAGCCAAUUGGCGACCCCACCCUCAAGGUGGAGUGGCUGAAGGACGGCCGCCCAAUGGAAGCCAGUUCUCGCAUCACAUCCUUCUUCAAUUUUGGCUACGUUGCCUUGACCGUGAAGGCCCUGAUUCUGAAGGAUGCCGGCACCUACACCUGCCGCGCCUACAAUGCCAAGGGAGAGGCUCAUGUCACCUGCAAACUCACCGUCAUCUCCAAGGCGGAGCAGGAGGAGUCCCAGUAUGAGGACACUGUGGCCAAGAUGCAGUACCUGGAGGACUCCUCUCGCCACAAGAGGACCGAGGCGGAGGAGACCACCAUCUCCAUGCCGCCCAAGUUCCUGGGUCCCCUGAAGGGAACAAACAAGAUUGUUGAGGGCCAGAAGGCUCACUUUGAGACUCGCCUUGAGCCCCAGGGUGAUCCCAACCUAACCGUGGAGUGGUACUUCAACGGCCAGGUGAUCAUGUCCGCCACCCGCAUCAAGACCUACCACGACUUUGGCUACGUGUCUCUGGACAUCUCUGACAUCCGCCAGGCUGAUGCCGGCCAGUACACUGUGGUGGCCCGCAAUGCCCUGGGCCAGGCUCAGAGCAGCACCGUCAUGGAGGUGGAGACUCGCUCAGCCAUCGACACCAGCACCAUGCACGAGGUGAGCCUCAAGCAGACGGCCGCCCUGGAGCGCCGCCACCAGGAGCCGCACUACGACAUUGAGGAGUUCACCAAGUCCAAGCCUGAGUUUGUGGUGCCACUGCAGGACCCCAAGCCCAUGGCUGAGGGCAGGAACGUCCACCUGGAGGCCCGUCUGGAGCCCAUGAAUGACCCAACCAUGAAGGUGGAGUGGUUCUGCAACGGGAAGCCCAUCACCAUCGGCUCCCGCUUCAAGACCUACUUUGACUUCGGCUUUGUUGCUCUGGACAUCCUGGGCGUGUACACCACCGACUCCGGCGAGUACACCUGCCGCGCCGAGAACUACCUCGGCAGCGCCCACACCUCAGCCUGCAUCCGCGUUGAGGGCACCGGCGACAUCCAGACAGACACCAUGCACGACGGAGCCAUGGAGCAGAUCCACUACCUGGAGGACGCUUCCCGCUACCAGCGCACCACCCAGGAGCAGACAGAUAUCAAGACAGCACCGAACUUUGUCAAGUCACUGAAGAACAUCGAGACUGUUGAGGGCACCAACAUUCACCUGGAGGCUCGCCUGCAGCCUGUUGGCGAUUCCAGCAUGAGGGUGGAGUGGUUCUUCAACGACGCGCCGCUCAAGGUUGGCCACCGCUUCAAGCCAGCCUACGAUUUCGACUACGUGGCCCUCGACCUCCUGAGUGUGUACCCCGUAGACUCAGGCAUCUACACCUGCAAGGCCACCAACAGUCUCGGUCAGGCUGUCACCUCAGCUUCGGUCAAAGUCACUGCCAAGAAGGAUCUCGUGUUCGACUCAGAACACCCCGAGAGCUUGCAGAAACUUCAGUACUUUGACGACAGUUCACGGUACCACAGACGCGAGACAAUGGAAGAAGUCUCUGUCAAGAUCAAGCCAAAAUUUCUGACCAAGCUCAAGGAUGUAACCCAGAAGGAGCGGAACCAUGCCCACUUCGAGGCCAAGCUUGAGCCCGUUACCGACCCCAACCUGCGUGUGGACUGGUACAAGGACGGACAGCCAAUCCAGAUGGGCUCCAGGUUCCGUCUGAUUCACGACUUUGGCUAUGUUGCUCUAGAUAUCAAUGACCUUAUCGAGGAGGACUCCGGCGUGUACACUUGUGUCGCCACCAAUCUGAUGGGCAAAGACGAGCUCUCGGCCUCCCUGAAAGUGAUCAGUGCCUCCGGCGUGGUCAUGGAGUCCCAGAGCGAGAGCCUCAGCAUGCAGCAGCUGCAGAUGCUGGAGGACCGCAACCGCUACUCUCGAACCGAAGUUGUGGAGGAGACCACCUCCCAGGCCCCCGUCUUCACCACCUCCCUCAAGAACAUUGAGAUCCUGGAGGGGCAGCGCGCUCACUUUGAGGCCCGCCUCAUCCCCACCUCCGACCCCACCAUGAAGGUGGAGUGGCAGCGCAACGGAGUGGCCGUCAAGAGUGGCUCCCGCUUCACGGAGUACAACGACUUUGGCUUCGUGGCUCUGGACAUCAUGUACGCCUACGCCGAGGACUCCGGCACCUACACCUGCCGCGCCACCAACGUCAACGGCCAGGCGGUGACCUCCGCCGCCAUGGUCUGCCACACCAAGGACUCCAUCAUGGGAGACACCCUGAACCAGGAGGCCAUGGACAAGAUCUCCCGCCUGGAGUCCCGCACCCAGCGCACCAUCACCAGCGAGGAGACCACCACCCAGGCCCCCGUCUUCACCUCGCCCAUCAGGGACCAGAAGCUCUCCGAGAACGCUCCUCUCCACUUUGAGGCUCGUCUCAUCCCCGUGGGUGAUCCUGAUCUCAAGGUGGAGUGGUUCAAGAACAAUAUUCCCAUUCAGAGCGCCAACCGCAUCUCCACCAUGCACGACUUUGGCUACGUUGCUCUGGACAUGAAGUACGUCAAGCCCGAGGACACCGGCACCUACACCUGCCGGGCCACCAACAAGCUGGGCCAGGCCGUCUCCUCCGCCACGCUGGUCGUCACCUCCAAGGAAGCUCUCCUGCUGGAGUCCCAGCACACCGAGGCUCUGGAGAAGAUCCGCUACCUGGAGGACGCCUCGCGCCACCAGAGGUCCACCACGGAGGAGACCAUCAUUACCCAGGCUCCCAAGUUUGUGGUGGAGCUGUCUGGCCUGACCCAGCUGUGGGAGGGCCAGAGUGCCCACAUGGAGUGCCGCCUGGAGCCCUACCCUGACCCCACCAUGAAGGUCGAGUGGUUCCACAACGGCCAGGCACUCCAGAUCGGCCACAGGUUCAGGACCAUGUAUGACUUUGGCUUCUGUGCCCUGGACAUCCUGCAGGCCGUGGCCGAGGACUCUGGCACCUACGAGGUCAGGGCCACCAACCGCGUCGGCACUGCCUCUUCCACUCUGACCAUUGGCGUCAAAUCCAAGAGUGACUUCAUCGUGGAGACCCAGCACCCCGAGGCCAUGGCCCAGAUCAGCCGCCUGGAGCAGAAGGCACCCAGCAAGCGCCCCGAGGAUGUGCCCGUGAUUGAGAAACCCAACUUUGGCCGCUCCCUGAGGAACCAGGAGCGCCUGAUUGAGGGCCAGGCCGUCCACAUGGAGGCCACACUCACCCCUGUUAACGACCCAACGAUGAAGGUGGAAUGGUUCUUCAAUGGACAGCCAAUUCCAUCAGGCCAUCGCUUCCGCACAACAUACGACUUUGGCUUCGUCGCUCUGGACAUCCUCUACGCCUACCCCGAAGACUCCGGGACGUACAUGUGCAAGGCCACCAACGUCGCCGGCCAGGCAGUCACCUCCUGCAGCAUCGGGGUGGAGGCUACCGGCAACAUGCAGCUGGACACAGUGGACGAGGAACGCCUUCGCAAGAUCCGCAAGUUGGAGGAGGUGAGCGACGUCGUCCAGGAGAUGAAGGAACAGGUGUACCAGAAGCCCGUCUUCACCACCCCCCUCAACAGCGUGGACAACCUGAAGGAGGGCGAGCGGUGCCACCUGGAGUGCCGCCUGGAGCCCAUCAACGACCCCUACAUGAAGCUGGAGUGGUACGUCAACGGCGUCGAGAUCAAAACUGGUCAUCGCUUCCGCACCACCCACGACUUUGGCUACGUGGCCCUGGACGUCCUCUACACCUACGCUGAGGACUCGGGGACCUACCUGUGCAAGGCCAUGAACAGAGUCGGCGAGGCUGUCAACUCCUGCAGCGUCAGUGUGGCAGCUCGCCGCAACAUCUAUUUGGACUCGCAGAAUCCCCAGGGCUGGGAGAAGAUUCAGAGCAUGGAGCAGCGGCCGAAGUACGAGCGCAUCGAGGUUGCCGACGCCCCCCUGCUGGCGCCAAGGUUCACCUCUGAGCUCAGGGGCAACACCCAGCUGGCCGAGGGGCAGCAAGUGCACCUUGAGGGCCGCGUGGAGCCCGUGCACGACUCAACGCUGCGCAUCGAGUGGUACCACAACGGCAAGCUCCUGCAGUCCGCCGCGCGUUUCCACACCACCUUUGACUUCGGCUACGUGGCGCUGGACAUCACCGGCGUGUAUCCCGAGGACUCCGGCGAGUACACCUGCCGGGCUGUCAACAAGAUUGGCGAGGCCGUCUCCAAGAUUAGCUUCAAGGUGGAGGGCAAGGAGGGCGUGAUCUACGAGUCUGCCCGGCCGGAGGGUCUGGAGAAGAUCCGACAGCUUGAGGACAGCGCCCGCCCUGCACCGGCCCCGGAGGAGUCGCGUACCUUCCAGCGUCCAGUCUUCACUCAGCCGCUUCAGAAUCUGGACAACCUCACUGAAGGAGAACUUGCCCACUUCGAGUGUCGCCUCAUCCCUGUCGGCGACCCCAAGUUGAGGGUGGAAUGGUUCAGGAAUGAGAAGCCGAUCGAGACCAGCUCCCGCAUCAACCGCACCCACGACUUUGGCUACGUUGCCCUCGACAUCACCGGAGUGCGUCCCGAUGAUGAAGGAAUCUACAUGUGCCGUGCAACCAACGAUCUGGGAGAGGCCGUCACCACAGCCUCCAUCAAGAUCAAGUCACAUGCCAGCAUCCUGCUUGACUCUCAGCACCCAGAAGGCAUGAAGAAGAUCCAGGCUUUGGAGGAGCGCAAGCCAGACGAGCGCGGCGCCGAGCCUGACAAGGUUUACGACAAGCCAGUCUUCACCAACAACCUGACUGGCCCGGAGCAGCUCAUGGAGGGACAGAGUGCCCACUACGAGUGUCGUGUGGUGCCCGUUGGAGACCCCAACAUGAGAUUUGAAUGGUACUGCAACGGUGUUGAACUUAAGAUGGGUUCAAGAUUCACCACCAACCAUGACUUUGGCUACGUGACCCUGGACAUCAUGAAGUGCGUCCCCGAGGACUCUGGCGUGUACAUGUGCAAGGCCAUCAACAAGGUUGGCGAGGCAGUCAGCUCCUGCACCACCAGGGUGAUCGCCAAGGGCAGCAUCCUGGGAGACGCACUGCACCCGGGCUGGGAGACCAUCAAGCUCCGUGAGGCCCAGUGGAACAGAGUGCCGGAGACCCCCACCGCCCCUGAGCACCAGGAGCCACCCAUGUUCACCAAGCACCUGGAGAGCUUUGAGCGCCUGCAGGAGGGCGGUGCCUUGAGGCUGGAGGGUCAGGUGCAGCCUGCCCGUGACCCCAACCUCAGCAUUGAGUGGUUCAAGAAUGGCGUUCAGCUGGCCACAGGUACGCGAUGCCGCAGCACCUUCGACUUUGGUCACGUGACGCUGGACAUCUCCGGCCUCAGGGAGAGCGACUCCGGCAUCUAUACCUGCAAGGCCGUCAACCGCGUGGGUGAAGCCGUGUCCACCUGCAACAUCAAGGUCCACGACCGUCACUGGCUCAUUGGGGACUCUGCUCACCCUGAUGCCCUGAAGAAGAUUGCCGAGCUGGAGACGCCGCACAUGGAGACUGUCACGACCACGGAGCCCACCUUCGAGGUCCCCAUGUUCAUCUCCCACCUCAACGACGUGGAGUGCCGCGAGGGUGACAACGCCCACUUUGAGUGCAGAGUUGAGCCAUCCCGCGACCCAACCAUGAAGAUUGAGUGGUUCAUCAACGGGAAGCCCAUGCGAGCGGCCGCACGCUAUGCCGCACAGUACGACUUUGGGUUUGUGACCCUGGACUGCACUCAUUGCUAUGCUGAAGACUCUGGCGUGUACAUGUGCCGUGCCACCAAUUCGAAGGGCUCGGCCUCCACCAGUGGCACUCUCAAGUGCCUCAGCAAGGCAAACCUCUACUUCGACACCCAGCACCCGCAGGGCAGAGCUGGCCUUGAGAAGGUGGAGGAAGCAGAGCGAGCCUACUGGGCCAAAUACCAGAAGCAAAUGUCCGAAACAGAUGUCAGUUACCCCAAGCCAUUCUUCAUCAGGCCUCUGCAGCCCAAUUUCUCUCUCAAUGAGAACCAGGCUCUGCAUAUGGAGGCUAACGUGGAACCAAAGCAAGAUCCCGACCUGAAAAUUGAAUGGUUCCUGAAUGGCAAGGUCCUGGAGCAGGCACACCGCUACAAGACCACCUACGACUUUGGCCUUGUCACCCUCGACUUGAAUGACGCCUAUGAUCGGGACCAGGGCAUCUACACUUGUCGUGCUUACAAUAAGCACGGUGAAGCCUUCAGCACCUCCACCGUUGUCGUGGGCAGCAAGGACGCCCUCAUUGAGGGCACGCAGCACCCUGCUGGGGAGGCGGGUCUGGACGCCAUCCAGAAACUGGAAGAGAAACACCUGCGUCGCGAUGACCGCCUGCUGCCCGACGAGGAGGGACACCCGCCUGUCUUUACAAAGCCUUUCAAGGAUCUAAGCAACAUCGAGGAAGGUGAGGUUGCUCACUUUGAGGGGAUGCUGAUUCCUCUGGGGGAUCAGACGAUGAGGGUGGAAUGGUUCUUCAACGGCGAGCCCUUGAAGGCCUCACACAGGGUCCGCACCGUGUAUGCCUUUGGAAUGGUUGUCCUGGAAAUCAUAGGAACCAAGGUUUCAGACUCAGGUGAGUACACAUGCAAGGCCCACAACAAAUGGGGCAAGGCUGAGUGUUCCGUCAAGCUGGAGUGUGUUGACAGAGCCCACGGCCAGCCACCCAAGUUCACCACUCAUCCCCAGAACCUGGCAGGCCUCAAGGACGGUGACUCUGCUCACUUUGAGUGUACUCUCAUCCCUGUUGGUGACCCCCACAUGAAGGUGGAAUGGUUCCAUAACGGCGAGAAAAUGCGCAACGCCACGCGCAUCAAGACUGUCAGCGACUUUGGCUUCGUGGUUCUGGACAUUGCUUACCUGCAGAACCAUGACGCUGGAGAGUGGGUGUGCAAGGCCACCAACAAGUACGGCUCAGACACAACCAAGGCAACUCUCAACUGCUUCGGCAUGGGAGGAGUGUACACUGACUCUCUCCAGCCAGCAUCUCUAGACAAGAUUGCAGCCCUGGAGGGUCACAAGACUGCCCUGAAGCCCACUGACACAUCCACGGCUGCUGAGCCUCCCAAAUUCAUCACACAGAUCGUGAACAUUGAACGUCUUGUUGAGGGUCAGAGUGCCCACUUUGAGGCUCGCUUGGUGCCAGUCAAUGACCCCAAACUUACUGUGGAGUGGUACAAGGAUGGCAAGAAGCUGCCAACAGGCCAUCGCUACAGGACCUUCCAUGACUUUGGCAUUGUUAUCCUGGACAUCUUGUACUGCUACGAGGAAGACUCUGGCGUGUAUGAGGCACGUGCCGUCAACAAGCUUGGCCAGGACCAGACCAGUGCUACCCUGAAGUGCUUCAGCAAGACCAAUCUGAUUUUGACACCACAAGUGCCUAAGGGAAUGGAAGGAGGCCUUGAGAAGCUGCAGACCCUUGAAGACCAUGCCUGGAUGCGCCGUGACUCUGUGAUGUCCGAGAGGGCUGGCAUGGCUCCCAAGUUCACUGUUCCUCUCAGCAACAUUGACAACCUGAAGGAGAGUGAGAACGCUCACUUUGAAGCUCGCCUGGUGCCCACGGAUGACCCUCGCCUCAAGGUGGAGUGGUUCUGGAAUGGCAAGCCCAUGAAGUACAGCUCCAGAAUCAGGCAGUUCUGUGACUUUGGCUUUGUGAUCAUGGAGAUCUCUCCUAUUUACCCCGAGGACUCCGGAGAGUACAUGUGCCGUGCCUACAAUGAUUACGGCGAAGCCGUCACCAAGGCAACGCUGAAGUGUGAAGGCAAGCGCUCCAUCAUCCUGGAGACUCAGCUGCCCAAGUCUAUGCAGAAGGGCAUGGAGAAGAUUGCUGAGCUUGAGGGUCUGAUGAUCAAGUCACCUGAUCUAGGAACACCCACAGACUCUGGACAGCCACCUCAGUUCAUCACUCAGCCUGAAGACUCUUCCAUUGGGGAGAACGGGCUUGCUCACUUUGAGUGCCGCCUGCAGCCAGCCAACGACCCCAACCUCCGCGUUGAGUGGUACCACAACGGCCGCCCGCUGUGUGCCGGCUCCCGCAUCAAGACCAUCAAUGACUUUGGCUUUGUCAUUCUGGAGAUUGCCAACUGCUACAGCAAGGAUGGCGGCACCUACACCUGCCGGGCAGUGAACAAGCACGGAGAAGCCUCUGUGGAGUGCAAACUGGCCGUCUCCAGCAAGAGUGGCCUUGUCCUUGAGCCACAAGCCACCAUGAAGUUCAAGGGUCUCACUGAGGCCAUUCAGAAGCUUGAGGAAGAAAAAUACAAGAAGGAGGUUGUUCCUCAGGAAGAAGAGAAGCCUUGCCCUCCACGUUUUGUCACUGAGCUGCAGGACAUCCACGACCUGGUCGAGGGCCAGCCGGCUCACUUUGACUGCCGCGUGGAGCCCGUGGGAGACCCGACCAUGCGCAUCGAGUGGUUCCACAAUGGCAUGCCAGUCAACGCCGGGUCCCGUGUGCACAUGAUGGACGACUUUGGUUUUGUUGUGCUGGACUUGGAGUGGACCUUUGCCCGCGACACCGGAGAGUACAUCUGCCGGGCCACCAACAAGUGGGGUCAGGCCACCACCAAGGCCAUGCUCAAUGUUCGCUUCAAGCACAACGUUGACCUCACCACACAGCUGCCUCAGGGCAUGACUGCUGAGAAACUGAAGGAGCUGGAGCGCGGUCCCCUGACCGACACUCACGAGCCCGAUGCGGAAAUGAAGCCGCCCAAGUUCGUUGUUCCCAUCAAGAACCAGAGUCUGCAGGAGGGUGAACGUGCCUUCUUUGAAGCUCGCGUUGAGCCCCGCAAUGACCCCAACCUGCAGGUGGAGUGGUACUUCAACGGCAAGCUCCUGCAGUCCGGCCACCGCUUCAGGACCAGCUUUGAGAUGGGCCACGUGACGCUGGAGCUUCUGUACACCUACGCUGAGGACUCAGGGGAGUACACCUGCCGGGCCUUCAACAAGCUUGGCCAAGACCACACCAAGGCCACACUCAAGACAAAGGCAAGCCAGUCCGUGGUGCUGCUCUCCCAGGUGCCCAAGGGCAUGAAGUCUGGCGUGGACUUUGCCACUCAGAUGGAGGAAACCCUGAAGAAGUACUGCAAGGACGUCAUGCUCACCCCGGAGGACAUCUACGACGAGGAGAAGAGGCAGCCUCCACGCUUUGUGACCCACAUCAAGGACAUCACUGACCUCAAGGAGCUGGAAGAGAACAAGUUUGACUGCCAGCUGGCUCCUGUGGGUGACCCCAACAUGAAGGUGGAAUGGUUCUUCAAUGGUCGCCCUCUGCCCUACAAGAAUCGCUUCACUCCCAUCUAUGACUUUGGCUACGUUGCCCUUGUCAUGAACUGGGUGUUUGGCGAGGACUCCGGCGAGUACCUUUGCCGCGCCACCAACCUCUGGGGCAUGGACGAAACCCGUGCCACCCUCAAGGCCACUGGUCGCCCCGGCGUCAUCUAUGAGUCGCAGAUCCCCAAGGGCAUGCAGUCCCUCGAGAAGAUCAGGGAGCUUGAGGCCUCCAUGCUGACCACGCGGGAAACUGCUGUGGAGGAGGAGAAGCAGCGGUGCAAGCCUGAGGUCCUGAAGAAGCCUGAGAGCCUGGUGGUGCAGGAGGGAGAUUGGGCACGCUUCAGCAUCCGCGUGUCAGGCCACCCACGCCCAAGAGUCAUGUGGAUUGUCAACGGCAAUACGGCCAUGAGUGGCAAUCGCUUCAAGAUCUGGUACGACGGCAUGUAUCACCUGGACAUUCCCAAGACCCGCCAGUACGACAACGGCAAGGUCGAGGUCAUCUGCCGCAACUCCCUGGGCGAGACGUACGCCUGCUGCGAGCUGAAGGUGAACCCGCGCCAGGAUGAUUACCGCGCCGUCCUCAAGAACUCUCCCAGGCCCUGGUAUGACACUGACCUCAAGAGUUAUCAGAAGGAGCGCACGGAUACCGAACUUGAGCGUGUCUUUGAAGAAAAAAUAGACACAGACUACUCCAUCCUCCAUGAGUCCAAAUUUGGAGAGUACAUGGCCAAGCCCAUGGACAAAACAGAAGAGACAGAGUGGCAGAAGUUGGCCAGAAAGAGGAAUGCCGGAGAGAAGAUCAAGGAGCUGGAGGAGACCCAGAGGACCAAGGGCAGGAAGGACAUAAUGUUUGCCUCCCCAGCUGAGCACGCUGCCCAGCACUCCCUGGCCAAGGGCAUGGCCUCCCGCUACGAGGAACAGCUCGGCGACGAGAAAGACAAGCCCAAGUAUGAGAGGCCGCCUAGACAUGUCCUAAGGGACGUGGAUGAUCUGCGGCACGAUGAAGAAACCCUCCGCCAGUUUGAAGCCGAGCCCUCCGAGUCCACCGUCCACGGCAAGGAGAUCCACACCUCAACUCAGCGCCAGACUCAGAAGGAGACGCAAGGAGACUUGGAAAUCACUCGAAAGAUUACUGCCACUGAUAAGACAGAGAUUGAACACAAAGGCAAGACCACUGAGCGCCUGGUUCAGGGCCCACCUCAGAAGCCUGCCAAGCCUCCUUUCUUCACCAAGAAGAUCCAGCCGUGCAGAUCUUACGAGAGGGAACCCGCUCGCUUCAUGGUGGAGUUUGAUGGUGACCCCAUGCCCACCGUGCAGUGGUACCGCGAGGACUUCCUCAUCACCAGCUCUCCUGACUUCCUGAUUCACACCUUCGGAGAUAAGAGUAUCCUGACCAUCCGCGAAGUGUUCCUGGAGGACUCCGGUGUGUUUGCUGUGGUGGCAGAGAACCGUGGUGGCCGCGCCAAGUGCUCAGCCAACUUGGUGGUUGCUGAGCGCAAGCAGAGCCGAGCAGGAGCCGUGCCCCCCAGCUUUGACCAGACCAUUCAGGACACCCAGAGCAAGCCAGGCAACCUGGUGAGGCUGGAUGCCAAGCUUCUGGGCACGCCUCCCAUUGACGUGUACUGGCUCAAGAAUGGCCGCAAACUGACCCAAGACAGCCACUUCAAGAUGCUUCUUGAGGGUGACGUGUACACUCUCAUGAUCAUUGAGGCCUUGCCUGAGGACACUGCCUCCUACGAGUGUGUGGCCAUCAACAAGGCUGGUGAGGCACGCUGCCAGGCCACUGUCGAGAUCAGUGGUCCAACCCCAACAAAGACCCAGGAAGCCCCAUCCAAGCCCAGUGGUGCCCCACAAGCCCCCAAGAUCGUUGAGAAAGCUAAGGCCCUGAUUGUGCAGGAAGGACAGUCUGCCUUCUUCGAGUGUGUCCUUACCGGCAACCCAAAACCCAAGAUCCAGUGGUUGAAGGGCAAGGAGCCCAUCAAGCCCAGCAAAUACUUCACCAUGACAGCUGAUGGUGACCGUUACUGCCUUCGCAUCUCAGAGGCUUUCCCUGAGGACGAGGGAACCUACUUCUGUGUAGCUACCAACUCUGGCGGCAAGGCCACCGUAAAGACCGAGCUACACGUGAAACAGCCACAACAGUCCGAAGUGGCGCCAUCUGUGGCCCCCAUGGAGCCCGUCACAGUGGGUGAGGGCAAGGGUGCCCGCUUCAACACAGUGGUGCUGGGCAAACCCAAACCAAAGGUCCAGUGGUACCGCGAGGGCGCUCUCAUCCCCAGCUCCAAGGACUUUGUGAUGUUCAUGGAGGGCAACACGGCCGUCCUGGACGUCAAGCAGACCUACCCUGAGGACUCCGGAACCUUCACCUGCCGCGCCACCAACUCCGCUGGACAGGCCGAGACCUCCGUCUUGCUCACGGUCAAAAGUUCUUACACAGAGGAGGAGGACCAUGUCCGCCUCACUCGACGCACGCAGGAGAGGGAGUCUCACAGGCGUCGGUGGGGGUCUCCGAGCCCCUCCAGGUGGUGCUCCCUUAGCCCCGCCAGACCUGGCCGAGACAAGAGCAUUCCGGUGAGAGGCUUCAGACCAAGGAAUGAGGAGGAACUGGAAAGAAAGAAGAGAGAAAGAGUGCCAUGGCUCGUUGAAAAGAAAACAGAGGACAUUAGUUCUGCGGCAUCUAAAUUAAAAAGGGCCACUGUACCCUUUGCACCGAAGGAAAUAGAAAAAUUUGGAAUUCCCAAAGUGGAACUUAAGACAACUGCACAGGAAACUAUAUCGGAGGAACCAUUAGAACCAGGAAGGCCAGGCCAAGAGGGAGAGGAAGAUGAAGAAUAUGAAUAUUAUGAAGACUAUGAUUACGAUUCUGAUGAGAUCCAGGAAGGAGAAUAUGGGGACCUCGGGGAGUACGAGCCACCAAGGCAAGAGCCGAGCCAAAGGGGAAGGUCCCGCACGGUAAAGGGGAGGCGUCCACGCAAACCGCAGGACGGGACAGAACCCAAGCCAGGGAAGAGGCCCAUUUUACGCAGAAGAAGAGUGAGGCCUGAGGAGAAACAGGGCGAAGAGGUCACCCUGAAGCCUGGCAAACGGAUCCCCAAAACUUCGGAAGAAGGUGAAAAAGUUCAACUCACGCCUUUCGAAAAGAGACGACCAGAACAGGGGCAUGAACCAACGACAUUGCCAUGGAGAACCAAGAGGACACCGUCAAAGGAAGGGGGGAGAGAACCACCAACAACUACAGCUGAAGACACAAGUAGAUAUGCUCCAUCAAGGCCAGGCCAAGAAGAAGAGGAAGAUGAAGAAUAUGAAUAUUAUGAAGACUAUGAUUACGAUUCUGAUGAGAUCCAAGAAGUAGAAUAUGGGGACCUCGGGGAGUACGAGCCACCAAAGCAAGAGCCGAGCCAAAGGGGAAGGUCCCGCACGGUAAAGGGGAGGCGUCCACGCAAACCGCAGGACGGGACAGAACCCAAGCCAGGGAAGAGGCCCAUUUUACGCAGAAGAAGAGUGAGGCCUGAGGAGAAACAGGGCGAAGAGGUCACCCUGAAGCCUGGCAAACGGAUCCCCAAAACUUCGGAAGAAGGUGAAAAAGUACAACUCACGCCUUUCGAAAAGAGACGACCAGAACAGGGGCAUGAACCAACGACAUUGCCAUGGAGAACCAAGAGGACACCGUCAAAGGAAGGGGGGAGAGAACCACCAACAAUUGCAGCUGAAGACACAAGUAGAUAUGCUCCUGAAGAUGUCUAUUCUCCAGACACUGAAGAAAUGCCGGAGCCUGGUCGACCACAGGCUCCAAGAUUUAUUGCACGAGAAAGAGAAGAACCAGAAAAGUUUGUCUUACCUAAAACACAACUGAAGAAAACUAGAAAGGUACCCUUCGCACCUAGCGACUCCAAGCCUGAAUUAGACGGUGUCCCCGUGAAGGAGACAACGAGAGAUAAACCUACAGGAAAGGAAUACCCAGAAAUCACAGAUCAAGACGUUCCAUACGACUACAGGGAAUUAGAUGAUCAGACACAUUUAGAACAUGUAGAAACAGUUGAAGAUACAGAAUCGCCAAAAGGUAAGCCGAGUAGAAGGCCCAAAAUUCCUCCACCUCAAGAAGAAUUCACAAUACCCAAGGUAAGCCUCAAGAAAACAGUCCCAAAGAAGUUUGUCUCUGAAGAAGAAACACUUGAGUCGGUUGAUCUUCAGCAUGUCGAAAGACCCAAGAAGCCAACCUCUAAGCUUGAGAAACGACAAUGGAGUCCAAUGCCAGAGACUGAUAAGUAUAGUCCAGAGCAUAUUCCUGAAAAAGAACUCGUGGAGCUUGAAGAGCCUGAAUCAUUCGUGACUGAGAGAGAACCAAGUGAAAUAGAGGAGGUUGAUAAAGGUGUGUACCAACGACAACCUAAAGAAGAACCUUUACUGGAAGAUGUGAAAAAGCCAAAAAUAAGAAAGGGACGUUGGCCUCCUACAGAAGAAGAGGAAAAGGAAGAGGUAAGACUAAAGCCAGCAAGGCCUCUACGCCGACGGCCUGAGGACGAAGGUGAAUUACCACACCUGAAACCCAUUCCCAGGAAGAAGACUGAGCCUGAGGGGAAAGAAACGGUUCCUCUCAAGCCAGGCAAGCGAGCUCCUCAAGACCUUCCAGAGGGUGAACAACCACAACUGGAACCAUAUGAAGGCUUUGAGCCACAGGUUCCAGGGAAAGAGAAAGCCACUUUGCAAAGGCCAAGAAAACCAAAGACCAAGGCAAAAGAGAAGCCAUUAGAAGAAACAGAAGCUCCUGUACCAGAGGAAUACAUACAGCCUGAAGAUGAGGAUCAAACCAAGCCGAGGAAAGAAAGGAAGAAGCCUGACACAGAGGAUGAUGAACCCGAGGUUCCUUUCUGGCGAGGGAGAAGGCUUCCACCCAAGGAUGAGGAGAAAGAAACUGUGGAGUUAAAACCUUUCACAAAGGAGAAACCAAAAGAACCCAAGAAGAAACCUAAAACCAAACCUCGCUGGCCACAUGAACCAGAGGUUCCUGAGCCUGGAAAGCCUUCCCAAGAUGUUCCAAGGAAGCCAGGGGAAAAAGUCCCUGAUGGGAUUCCAGAUGAACAGAAACCAGAGAAACCAACCGUUUCUGAUGGUUAUGAAGAGUUCCAGGAGAUGGAGGAUACAACGGAAGCCCAGUACGAAGUUAUUGAAGAGGUAAUCACAGAAGAAGGCAAGGUGAUACAGCGUCGCACUAAACCAAAACCAAAGACAAAAAUAACCCAAAAAGAGACAGUUGAAGAGAAAAUUACCACUCCUAAAGUGACUCUGAAAAAGAGGAUUCCUGGGAAGUUCAUUACAGAGGAAGAAACCAUUGAAACAGUGGAACUAAAGCAUGUUGAGAAACCCAAGAAGCCUAAACCUGUCCGAGAGAGACGGCAGUGGGAUACCUUUGGUGAAACCGAAGAAACAACCGUCCAGGAGCUGACGGAGACAGAACAGAUCGAAUUUGAAAAGCCAGAGUCAUUUGAAACGGUUGAAAGGUUUGUGACCGAAGAAGAUCAAACCAUUGAGGGAUAUCAGCGCACUACUGAAGAAGAGAUGGUCACAGAGGAAGGAAAGAAACCUAAAAUCAGGAGAGGGCGAUGGCCUCCCAAGGAGGAAGAAGAGAAGGAAGAGGUUAAGCUUAAGCCGGGCAGGCGUUUCCCUAAGAAACCCGAGGAGGGUGCUGAACAACCUCAGUUGAAGCCUAUUCCGAAGAAAAAGACAGAGCCCACGGAAAGGGAAAAGGUACCUCUUAAGCCAGGCAAACAAGGUUAUGAAGACCUUCAAGAGACAGAGCGUGUUGAGCCUGGAAGGACGGAGACAUAUGAAACAGUUGAAGAGUUUGUGACCGAAGAAGAUCAAACUUUUGAGGGAUAUCAGCGCACCAUUGAAGAAGAGAUGAUCACUGAGGAAGGAAAGAAACCUAGAGUUCAGAAAGAGCGAUGGCCCCCCAAGGAGGGUGAAGCUGAAGUUCCUUCGUGGCGUGGUAGAAGGCUUCCACCCAAGGAUGAGGAGAAAGAAACGGUGGAGUUAAAACCUUUCACAAAGGAGAAACCAGAAGAACCCAAGAAGAAACCUAAAACCAAACCUCGCUGGCCACUUGAACCAGAGGUUCCUGAGCCUGGAAAGCCUUCCCAAGAUGUUCCAAGGAAGCCAGGGGAAAAAGUCCCUGAUGGCAUUCCAGAUGAACAGAAACCAGAGGAACCAACCGUUUCUGAUGGUUAUGAAGAGUUCCAGGAGAUGGAGGAUACAACGGAAGCCCAGUACGAAGUUAUUGAAGAGGUAAUCACAGAAGAAGGCAAGGUGAUAAAGCGUCGCACUAAACCAAAACCAAAGACAAAAAUAACCCAAAAAGAGACAGUUGAAGAGAAAAUUACCACUCCUAAAGUGACUCUGAAAAAGAGGAUUCCUGGGAAGUUCAUUACAGAGGAAGAAACCACUGAAACAGUGGAACUAAAGCAUAUUGAGAAACCCAAGAAGCCUAAACCUGUCCGAGAGAGACGGCAGUGGGAUACCUUUGGUGAAACCGAAGAAACAACCGUCCAGGAGCUGACGGAGACAGAACAGAUCGAAUUUGAAAAGCCAGAGUCAUUUGAAACGGUUGAAAGGUUUGUGACCGAAGAAGAUCAAACCAUUGAGGGAUAUCAGCGCACUACUGAAGAAGAGAUGGUCACAGAGGAAGGAAAGAAACCUAAAAUUAGGAGAGGGCGAUGGCCUCCCAAGGAGGAAGAAGAGAAGGAAGAGGUUAAGCUUAAGCCGGGCAGGCGUUUCCCUAAGAAACCCGAGGAGGGUGCUGAACAACCUCAGUUGAAACCCAUUCCGAAGAAAAAGACAGAGCCCACGGAAAGGGAAAAGGUACCUCUUAAGCCAGGCAAACAAAGUUAUGAAAACCUUCAAGAGACAGAGCGUGUUGAGCCUGGAAGGACGGAGACAUAUGAAACAGUUGAAGAGUUUGUGACCGAAGAAGAUCAAACAGUUGAGGGAUAUCAGCGCACCAUUGAAGAAGAGAUGAUCACUGAGGAAGGAAAGAAACCCAGAGUUCAGAAAGAGCGAUGGCCCCCCAAGGAGGAUGAAGCUGAAGUUCCUUCGUGGCGUGGGAGAAGGCUUCCACCCAAGGAUGAGGAGAAAGAAACGGUGGAGUUAAAACCUUUCACAAAGGAGAAACCAGAAGAACCCAAGAAGAAACCUAAAACCAAACCUCGCUGGCCACAUGAACCAGAGGUUCCUGAGCCUGGAAAGCCUUCCCAAGAUGUUCCAAGGAAGCCAGGGGAAAAAGUCCCUGAUGGCAUUCCAGAUGAACAGAAACCAGAGGAACCAACCGUUUCUGAUGGUUAUGAAGAGUUCCAGGAGAUGGAGGAUACAACGGAAGCCCAAUACGAAGUUAUUGAAGAGGUAAUCACAGAAGAAGGCAAGGUGAUAAAGCGUCGCACUAAACCAAAACCAAAGACAAAAAUAACCCAAAAAGAGACAGUUGAAGAGAAAAUUACCACUCCUAAAGUGACUCUGAAAAAGAGGAUUCCUGGGAAGUUCAUUACAGAGGAAGAAACCAUUGAAACAGUGGAACUAAAGCAUGUUGAGAAACCCAAGAAGCCUAAACCUGUCCGAGAGAGACAGCAGUGGGAUACCUUUGGUGAAACCGAAGAAACAACCGUCCAGGAGCUGACGGAGACGGAACAGAUCGAAUUUGAAAAGCCAGAGUCAUUUGAAACGGUUGAAAGGUUUGUGACCGAAGAAGAUCAAACCAUUGAGGGAUAUCAGCGCACUACUGAAGAAGAGAUGGUCACAGAGGAAGGAGAGAAACCUAGAGUUAAGAAAGAGCGAUGGCCCCCCAUGGAGGAAGAAGAAAAGGAAGAGGUUAAGCUUAAGCCGGGCAGGCGUUUCCCUAAGAAACCCGAGGAGGUCGCAGAACAACCUCAGUUGAAGCCCAUUCCCAAGAAAAAGACAGAGCCCACGGAAAGGGAAAAGGUACCUCUUAAGCCAGGCAAACAAAGUUAUGAAGAUCUUCAAGAGACAGAGCGUGUUGAGCCUGGAAGGACGGAGACAUAUGAAACAGUGGAAAGGUUUGUGACCGAAGAAGAUCAAACAGUUGAGGGAUAUCAGCUCAUCACUGAAGAAGAGAUGAUCACUGAGGAAGGAAAGAAACCUAGAGUUAAGAAAGAGCGAUGGCCCCCCAAGGAGGAAGAAGAGAAGGAAGAGGUUAAGCUUAAGCCGGGCAGGCGUUUCCCUAAGAAACCCGAGGAGGGGGCAGAACAACCCCAGUUGAAGCCCAUUCCGAAGAAAAAGAUAGAGCCCACGGAGAGAGAAGAGGUACCUCUUAAGCCAGACAAGCAAAGUUAUGAAGAGCUUGAAGAGACAGAGCCGCAAGUUUUGGAGAAGGAAGAAGUCACAACGAAAAGACCAAAGAAACCAAAGACAAAGAGAAUUGACAAAGCCUCAGAAGAAACAGAAACUCCUGUGCCAAAAGAAUACUUACAGAGUGAAGUAGAAGAUCAAACCAUUACGAGGAAAGAAACAGGGAUAUCAGAACAAAAAGAUGAGGAGGCUGAAGUUCCUAUUUGGCGAGGGAGAAGAAUUCGCCCUAAGGAAGAGGAGAAGGAGACAGUGGAGUUGAAACCUUUCGAAAAGCCAAAACACGAUGAGCCGAAAAAGAGGCCAAAAUCUGGAACUCGUAAACCUUUCCAGCCAGAACUUCCUGAAAGAAAUGGUGUUGAUGCUGAAGUUCUCAAGCUUGAAGAAGUUGCACAAACGACUCAGGAAGAAGAGUUUAGAGAGCAACCGUUGAAGCCACAGAAAAAGCCAAAGAAGAAGAAGAAGACUCCUGGCGAAGUUCCUAAGCCUGACGAAGAGGAGGCACCCCAGCCUGAUGAAGAAGAAGAGGCUGAGGAAAAGACGGAGAAGCCACAGGAGCCUGUCGAGAGACCUGGGGAAUUGCCAAAGAAACUCAAGAAAAGGCCGCAAAUGUUCAAGGCCCCUGAAGAAGAAAGUGUUGAGAUAUUUGGAGUUACACUCAGAAAAACGUCUCAGAACGUCUUUGCUCCGGAGGAAUCGACACUUGAGAAAGUCGAACUGGAACAUGUCGAGACGCCGGAAGAGCCUGAAGCUCCAGCGAGAGAAAAGAGGGUUUGGUCACCUGCUCCUGAGUACGAGUCAUAUGCUCCUGAAGAACUUCCUGACAAAGAGGAUGUGGAACUAGAGAAGUAUGAACCUUUCGUUCCUCUCCCUAAGCCCAAAGAGGAAGAAGAAACCGAAAAGAAGCCCUAUGAAAGGAAACCAAAGGAAGAACGAGAGACUGAAGAGGUAAGGAAGAUUAAGCUUGGGAAAGGUCGUAGAAAGCCUGAAGAAUCAGAAGAAGAAGAAAUCAAACUGGGACGACCGAGGCGUCGGCCAAAGUCUCCUGAGGAGGCCGAGGAACCUCAUCUGAAACCGAUUCCCAAGAAAAAACCCGAAGAGGAGGAUAAAGAAAAGGUUUCUCGCAAACCCAAAAAGAAGCCAACAAAGGAUCUCCCAGAGCGCGAGCCAGUCGAACUUCAGCCAUUUGAACGUGGCGAACCAGAGAUCCUUGAGAGAGACAAGGUGGAACUUGAAAAGCCCCUUAAGCCUCAACCUGAACCUAAAGAGAAGCCAGAAGAAGAGCCAAAACUUCCAAAGCCAGAGGAGAAGGAACCUUCCCCUGAAGAUGAAACCAAGCCCAAGAAGGACAGGAAGAAGCCCGAGAAGAAGGAGGAAGAGGCUGAAGUGCCUUCAUGGAGAGGCAGGAGACUUCCCAAGGAUGAAGAGAAAGAGGAGGUACAGCUCAAGCCAUUCGAUAAAGAAAAGCCAGACGAACCUAAGAAGAAACCCAAAACCAAGCCUCGCAAACCUUACGAGCCUGAGAUCCCCGAACCUGAAAAGACUCCUCUGGAGCCCUACAGCAAACCAGAUAGGGAAAAAGUACCCGAUGGAGUCCCGGAGGAGGAAAAGCCAAAGGAUGAAGAAAAGAUUCCCGAGGACGAAGAAAAGAAGCCGAAGAAGGUUAGGAAGAAGCCAGACAAGGAAGAGGAGGAAGAGACUCCUUCAUGGAGGGGACGAAGAAUUCCUAAAGACGAAGAAAAGGAAGACAUUCAAUUAAAACCCUUCAAAAAGGAGAAGCCAGACGAACCCAAGCCCACUCCCAAGGAUAAGCUGGGUAAGCCUUACGAGCUUGAAAUCCCAGAACAUGAAAGGAUUCCUCUUGAGCCCCAGAAAAAGCCAAAGAAGAAGAAGAAGGCUCCUGGGGAAGUUCCUAAGCCUGACGAAGAGGAGGCACCUAAGCCUGAUGAAGUGGAAGAGGCUGAGGAAAAGACGGAGAAGCCACAGGAGCCUGUCGAGAGACCUGGGGAAUUGCCAAAGAAACCCAAGAAAAGACCGCAAAUGUUCAGGGCCCCUGAAGAAGAAAGUGUUGAGAUAUUUGGAGUUACACUCAGGAAAACGUCUCAGAACGUCUUUGCUCCGGAGGAAUCGACACUGGAGAAAGUCGAAUUGGAACAUGUCGAGACGCCAGAAGAGCCUGAAGCUCCAGCGAGAGAAAAGAGGGUUUGGUCACCUGCUCCUGAGUACGAGUCAUAUGCUCCUGAAGAACUUCCUGACAAAGAAGAUGUGGAACUAGAGAAGUAUGAACCCUUCAUUCCUCUCCCUAAGCCCAAAGAGGAAGAAGAAACCGAGAAGAAGCCCUAUGAAAGGAAGCCAAAGGAAGAACAAGAGACUGAAGAGGUAAGGAAGAUUAAGCUUGGGAAAGGUCGUAGAAAACCUGAAGAACCAGAGGAAGAAGAAAUCAAACUGGGACGACCGAGGCGUCGGCCAAAAUCUCCCGAGGAGGCCGAGGAACCUCAUCUGAAACCGAUUCCCAAGAAAAAACCCGAAGAGGAGGAUAAAGAAAAGGUUUCUCGCAAACCCAAAAAGAAGCCAACAAAGGAUCUCCCAGAGCGCGAGCCAGUCGAACUUCAGCCAUUUGAACGUGGCGAACCAGAGAUCCUUGAGAGAGACAAGGUGGAACUUGAAAAGCCCCUUAAGCCUCAACCUGAACCUAAAAAGAAGCCAGAAGAAGAGACAGAAGUUUCAAAGCCAGAAGAGAAGGAACCUUCCCCUGAAGAUGAGACCAAGCCCAAGAAGGACAGGAAGAAGCCCGAGAAGAAGGAGGAAGAGCCUGAAGUGCCUUCAUGGAGAGGCAGGAGACUUCCCAAGGAUGAAGAGAAAGAGGAGGUACAACUCAAGCCAUUCGAUAAAGAAAAGCCAGACGAACCUAAGAAGAAAGCCAAAACCAAGCCUCGUAAACCUUACGAACCUGAAAUCCCCGAACCUGAAAAGACUCCUCUGGAGCCCUACAGCAAACCAGAUAGGGAAAAAGUACCCGAUGGAGUCCCGGAGGAGGAAAAGCCAAAGGAUGAAGAAAAGAUUCCCGAGGACGAAGAAAAGAAGCCGAAGAAGGUUAGGAAGAAGCCAGACAAGGAAGAGGAGGAAGAGACUCCUUCAUGGAGGGGAAGAAGAAUUCCUAAAGACGAAGAAAAGGAAGACAUUCAAUUAAAACCCUUCAAAAAGGAGAAGCCAGACGAACCCAAGCCCACUCCCAAGGAUAAGCUGGGUAAGCCUUACGAGCUUGAAAUCCCAGAACAUGAGAGGAUUCCUCUUGAGCCCCAGAAAAAGCCAAAGAAGAAGAAGAAGGCUCCUGGAGAAAUUCCUAAGCCUGACGAAGAGGAGGCACCUCAGCCUGAUGAAGUAGAAGAGCCUAAGGAAAAACCAGAGAAGCCUGCCGAGAGACCUACCGAUUUACCGAAGAAGAAAAAGAAACGCCCACAAUUAUUCCAAGCGCCAGAAGAAGGCACAACUCAGAUUUUUGGAGUUGCUCUCAGAAAAACAUCUCAAAAUGUCUUCGUUCCGGAGGAGGUGAAACUUGAGAAAGUCGAAUUGGAGCAUGUUGAAACACCAGAGGAGCCUGAAGCUCCAGAAAGGGAGAAGAGGGUUUGGACUCCUCCUCCUGAGUACGAAUCUUAUGCCCCUGAGGAAAUUCCUGAAAAAGAGGAUGUGGAACUAGAGAAGUAUGAACCCUUCAUGCCUCUUCCUAAGCCCAAAGAUGAAGAAGAAACCGAAAAGAAGCCCUAUGAAAGGAAACCAAAGGAAGAGCCAAAGCCUGAGGAGGAAAGAAAAAUAAAGCUUGGGAAAGGUCGACCAAAGCCUGAAGAACCAGAAGAAGAAGGAAUCAAACUGGGACGACCGAGGCGUCGGCCAAAGUCUCCUGAGGAGGCCGAGGUACCUCAUCUGAAACCGAUUCCCAAGAAAAAACCCGAAGAGGAGGAUAAAGAAAAGGUUUCUCGCAAACCCAAAAAGAAGCCAACGAAGGAUCUCCCAGAGCGCGAGCCAGUCGAACUUCAGCCAUUUGAACGUGGCGAACCAGAGAUCCUUGACAGAGACAAGGUGGAACUUGAAAAGCCUCUUAAGCCUCAACCUGAACCUAAAGAGAAACCAGAAGAAGAGCCAAAACUUCCAAAGCCAGAGGAGAAGGAACCUUCCCCUGAAGAUGAAACUAAGCCCAAGAAGGACAGGAAGAAGCCCGAGAAGAAGGAGGAAGAGGCUGAAGUGCCUUCAUGGAAAGGCAGGAGGCUUCCAAAGGAUGAAGAAAAAGAGGAGGUACAGCUCAAGCCAUUCGAUAAAGAAAAGCCAGACGAACCUAAGAAGAAACCCAAAACCAAGCCACGCAAACCUUACGAGCCUGAAAUCCCCGAACCUGAAAAGACUCCUCUGGAGCCCUACAGCAAACCAGAUAGGGAAAAAGUACCCGACGGAGUCCCGGAGGAGGAAAAGCCAAAGGAUGAAGAAAAGAUUCCCGAGGACGAAGAAAAGAAGCCGAAGAAGGUUAGGAAGAAGCCAGACAAGGAAGAGGAGGAAGAGACUCCUUCAUGGAGGGGACGAAGAAUUCCUAAAGACGAAGAAAAGGAAGACAUUCAAUUAAAACCCUUCAAAAAGGAGAAGCCAGACGAACCCAAGCCCACUCCCAAGGAUAAGUUGGGUAAGCCUUACGAGCUUGAAAUCCCAGAACAUGAGAGGAUUCCUCUUGAGCCCCAGAAAAAGCCAAAGAAGAAGAAGAAGGCUCCUGGAGAAGUUCCUAAGCCUGACGAAGAGGAGGCACCUCAGCCUGAUGAAGUAGAAGAGCCUAAGGAAAAACCAGAGAAGCCUGCCGAGAGACCUACAGAUUUACCGAAGAAGAAAAAGAAACGACCACAAUUAUUCCAAGCGCCUGAAGAAGGCACAACUCAGAUUUUUGGAGUUGCUCUCAGAAAAACAUCUCAAAAUGUCUUCGUUCCGGAGGAGGUGAAACUAGAGAAAAUCGAAUUGGAUCAUGUCGAAACACCAGAGGAGCCUGAAGCUCCGGAAAGGGAAAAGAGGGUUUGGACUCCUCCUCCUGAGUACGAAUCUUAUGUCCCUGAGGAAAUUCCUGAAAAAGAGGAUGUGGAACUAGAGAAGUAUGAACCCUUCAUGCCUCUUCCUAAGCCCAAAGAUGAAGAAGAAACCGAGAAGAAGCCCUAUGAAAGGAAACCAAAGGAGGAGCCAAAGCCUGAGGAGGAAAGAAAAAUAAAGCUUGGGAAAGGUCGACCAAAGCCUGAAGAACCAGAAGAAGAAGGAAUCAAACUGGGACGACCGAGGCGUCGGCCAAAGUCUCCUGAGGAGGCCGAGGUACCUCAUCUGAAACCGAUUCCCAAGAAAAAACCCGAAGAGGAGGAUAAAGAAAAGGUUUCUCGCAAACCCAAAAAGAAGCCAACAAAGGAUCUCCCAGAGCGCGAGCCAGUCGAACUUCAGCCAUUUGAACGUGGUGAACCAGAGAUCCUUGAGAGAGACAAGGUGGAACUAGAAAAGCCCCUUAAGCCUCAACCUGAACCUAAAAAGAAGCCAGAAGAAGAGCCAAAACUUCCAAAGCCAGAGGAGAAGGAACCUUCCCCUGAAGAUGAGACCAAGCCCAAGAAGGACAGGAAGAAGCCCGAGAAGAAGGAGGAAGAGCCUGAAGUGCCUUCAUGGAGAGGCAGGAGACUUCCCAAGGAUGAAGAGAAAGAGGAGGUACAGCUCAAGCCAUUCGAUAAAGAAAAGCCAGACGAACCUAAGAAGAAACCCAAAACCAAGCCUCGCAAACCUUACGAACCUGAAAUCCCCGAACCUGAAAAGACUCCUCUGGAGCCCUACAGCAAACCAGAUAGGGAAAAAGUACCCGAUGGAGUCCCGGAGGAGGAAAAGCCAAAGGAUGAAGAAAAGAUUCCCGAGGACGAAGAAAAGAAGCCGAAGAAGGUUAGGAAGAAGCCAGACAAGGAAGAGGAGGAAGAGACUCCUUCAUGGAGGGGAAGAAGAAUUCCUAAAGACGAAGAAAAGGAAGACAUUCAAUUAAAACCCUUCAAAAAGGAGAAGCCAGACGAACCCAAGCCCACUCCCAAGGAUAAGCUGGGUAAGCCUUACGAGCUUGAAAUCCCAGAACAUGAGAGGAUUCCUCUUGAGCCCCAGAAAAAGCCAAAGAAGAAGAAGAAGGCUCCUGGAGAAAUUCCUAAGCCUGACGAAGAGGAGGCACCUCAGCCUGAUGAAGUAGAAGAGCCUAAGGAAAAACCAGAGAAGCCUGCCGAGAGACCUACCGAUUUACCGAAGAAGAAAAAGAAACGCCCACAAUUAUUCCAAGCGCCUGAAGAAGGCACAACUCAGAUUUUUGGAGUUGCUCUCAGAAAAACAUCUCAAAAUGUCUUCGUUCCGGAGGAGGUGAAACUAGAGAAAAUCGAAUUGGAUCAUGUCGAAACACCAGAGGAGCCUGAAGCUCCAGAAAGGGAAAAGAGGGUUUGGACUCCUCCUCCUGAGUACGAAUCUUAUGUCCCUGAGGAAAUUCCUGAAAAAGAGGAUGUGGAACUAGAGAAGUAUGAACCCUUCAUGCCUCUUCCUAAGCCCAAAGAUGAAGAAGAAACCGAAAAGAAGCCCUAUGAAAGGAAACCAAAGGAAGAGCCAAAGCCUGAGGAGGAAAGAAAAAUAAAGCUUGGGAAAGGUCGACCAAAGCCUGAAGAACCAGAAGAAGAAGGAAUCAAACUGAGACGACCGAGGCGUCGGCCAAAGUCUCCUGAGGAGGCCGAGGUACCUCAUCUGAAACCGAUUCCCAAGAAAAAACCCGAAGAGGAGGAUAAAGAAAAGGUUUCUCGCAAACCCAAAAAGAAGCCAACAAAGGAUCUCCCAGAGCGCGAGCCAGUCGAACUUCAGCCAUUUGAACGUGGCGAACCAGAGAUCCUUGACAGAGACAAGGUGGAACUUGAAAAGCCUCUUAAGCCUCAACCUGAACCUAAAGAGAAACCAGAAGAAGAGCCAAAACUUCCAAAGCCAGAGGAGAAGGAACCUUCCCCUGAAGAUGAGACCAAGCCCAAGAAGGACAGGAAGAAGCCUGAGAAGAAGGAGGAAGAGCCUGAAGUGCCUUCAUGGAAAGGCAGGAGGCUUCCAAAGGAUGAAGAAAAAGAAGAGGUGAAGCUCAAGCCAUUCGAUAAAGAAAAGCCAGACGAACCUAAGAAGAAACCCAAAACCAAGCCACGCAAACCUUACGAACCUGAAAUCCCCGAACCUGAAAAGACUCCUCUGGAGCCCUACAGCAAACCAGAUAGGGAAAAAGAACCCGACAGAGUCCCUGAGGAGGAAAAGCCAAAGGAUGAAGAAAAGAUUCCUGAGGACGAAGAAAAGAAGCCGAAGAAGGUUAGGAAGAAGCCAGACAAGGAAGAGGAGGAAGAGACUCCUUCAUGGAGGGGACGAAGAAUUCCUAAAGACGAAGAAAAGGAAGACAUUCAAUUAAAACCCUUCAAAAAGGAGAAGCCAGACGAACCCAAGCCCACUCCCAAGGAUAAGCUGGGUAAGCCUUACGAGCCUGAAAUUCCAGAGCCAGAGAAACCUCCACAAGAACCGUUUGUAAAACCAGAGGAUGAAAAGAAACCCAAAAAGAAGCCCAAAAAGCCGAAAGGUGAACCAGAGAAGCCUGUCGAGGAACCCGAGGAAGAGGAGUUCUCCGAAAUCGAAGUGGAGAUCUUGGAGGAGAUGAUUACGCAGAAAGAACCCACCAUCAAGUCUCUCAAGCGUGCACACCAGAAGCCAAAAGACGUCGAAGCCAUUCCGCCGUCCUUCUCUCAAUCUUUGGAGCCUGUGGUUGUUAAACCUUCGCACAAGUCCGUGUUCAAGUGCGAGGUAAAGGGUUACCCUCCCCCAGAGGUGAAGUGGUACUUUAAUAGCUUCGAAAUCGUUCCUAGCCACAACAGAAUCAUUCGCUACGAGAACCGAGUGUCGACCUUGACCAUUGUCCGCACCACCGAGGACGAUGAGGGCAUGUACUCCUGCGAGGCCGUCAAUGUGGCAGGCAAAGCCACCACUAUCGCCAACUUGGUGCUGGAAGCACGUAAAGACAGGCCUCGAGGGCAGCCGCCGAAGGUCAUUGAGCCCUUGAAGCCCCAGAGCGUGAAGCAUGGCUCAAGGACGGUCCUGGAAACCACAAUCAAAGGCAACCCCACACCGAGGGUGUUGUGGUACCAUCUGGAGGACGAGAUAUUGCCCUCCCAGGAAUUUGUUCAGGAAUAUGAUGCCACCACAGGGCGAGCUGCUCUCACUAUUGGUGAGGUAUUUAUUGAUGACACGGGGCUGUACCGCUGUCUGGCUGUGAACCAGCACGGCCAGGAUGAAACAGCCACCUACCUUACAGUGGAGGACCUGGAGAUCCUGGAGAAGCAGGAGCUGAGACAAGCGCCUAGAAUUACUUUCCCACUCCAGGCACAAGUCAUAAAGAAAUCUUCUCCACUGGUCCUUCAGGCCAACUUUGAAGCCUUCCCGCCACCCACUGUCAAGUGGUAUCAUCAGGGGAAGGAACUAAAGCCUUCCCUGGACUAUAAGAUUGAAAACCUUGAAGAUGAAACGACCCUCUGUAUGGAGGAAGUUUUCGAAGACGACACUGGGGAAUAUGAAGUGAAAAUUUUCAAUGAGGUUGGAGAAGCCAGAUCUGUCGCCACAGUUAUUGUAACACAACCUGAAGAAACAAUUGAAAUGGAACCGCCAAUGUUCAUCAAACCGCUGGUGCCUCAGAUAAUACCAGAAGGAGAGGUGGCUUUCUUAGAAGCUGAAGUAAUCUCAAAACCUGAAGCUGACUUCACAUGGUUCAGACAUGGUCAGAAGAUCACAGCCGAUGAGGAGCUUGAAGUGCAGAUUACAAGUGGAGACAACAAAAGUUCUCUCGUUCUUGGGGAACUAUUUGAAGAUGACUCUGGUGACUAUACUGUCACUGCUCAAAACCCCAUUGGUCGAGCCUCCUCCACAGCCACACUGCUGGUGGAGGGCGAGGGAGCCGAAGAGGCUGAACCGCCAGCCUUUAACCCUCCUCUUACCCCUCUCCGAGUAAUGGACGGAGAUGAGGUUCGCUUCUCUUGCCGGGUGACGGGGAACCCCAAACCCAGGCUUCUGUGGCUCCAGAACGGCCGACCGAUAGGCCACCACCGAGAAAUGCAGGUGACCCAGACCCCUGACGGACACGCUGGGCUGGAGAUCAGUGAAGUGUUCCCGGAAGAUGCUGGAGACUACACCUGCAUAGCCCGGAAUAAGGCCGGGGAAGCAAGAACCACAGCUAACCUGGCUGUGGAGUCAUAUGAGUACCAGCAAGACUCUGAGGUUGCAACUGUCACCUCAGUCUCAGACAAGGCUGUUUUGUCAAUAUCUGAGGAGGAAGAGACGGAGGAGGUCGACAAGGGUUCGGAGUCAGAUACCUCCGAGGCGGGCUCCUCUCCCUUCUUCAUCACCAGACUUGCAAAGGUCGUGGAGGUGAAGGAAGGCAGCCCAGUAAGCCUGAUCACCAAGGCCACUGGGUACCCGAAGCCAACCAUCAAGUGGCACGUUGACAAUACUCCAGUUGAGGUGACAGAGAAUGUUGCUUUGGAGACUUAUGAGGACGGCACAUCUGUCCUCAACAUUCCUCAUGCUGUCCUGGAUGACUGCGGGGAGUACACAUGUGAGGCCCUGAACAGGAAUGGUGUUGACACAACCGUCACCACUGUAGUUGUCCUCCAGGAACACACGGAGGAAUCCAAGGCGUACCGCAAGCCAGACUGGGUGACUCGCAUGGAGGACCUCAAACAGGCCAUGACAGCCGAACACACCAAACCACAAUUCACAGAAGAAAUUGUCAACACACAUGUCAAGGAAAUGGAAACCAUCACAUUCACCACCACUUUCGCGGGUAACCCCAAGCCAGAGAUCAGCUGGUACCACAACAACAAGCUCAUCCGCCAGCACGCUUCCUAUCAGAUGAGAGUCCGCAACGACAAGGCAAUGCUGACCGUGGUUCAGGCGCGGCCUGAGAUGCGCGGCGAGUACACCUGCCGUGCCGUCAACUCUGAGGGAGAAACCUUCACCAAGGCCACGCUGGAGGUGACAGAACUGACUUUUGAAGAGAAGUUGAAGGUCGACGAUGAAAGGUAUGCAGCUGUACACAUCCAGCACGCUGCUGAGCUAAUGAGAGAAAAGGAGAGAGAACGUGCCGUCAAAAUGAGACAAGAACACCAUGAGGCCAUAGAACGACUCAAGGUUGAAAAGCAGGAACGUUCAGUUCAGCUUGAAAAGGAGCUUGAAGAAGCAAAAAAGAAAGCCUGGAAGCCUUUGACUGAGAGAAAAGAAGUCAAGGUUUACAAAUCAGUUAAAGAACGCUGUGUAGCGGAAGUUUACUCAAACUGGAAGGCACCUAUGACUCUUGAGGAACGCUACCCUGAGAUACAGCCCAGUGAAUUUGCUCCCAAUCAGAUUCCUGGUGUGAAAUGCUUUGUGAAGGUUUCUGAGACUUCAGUUAAAGGUGAAGAGGUUGUCAAGGAAAUAGCUCCUCAGUUCUUUGAGGAUCAGCAAGUUAUUACUGAGCUGGCCAGAAUUCACACAUUGCUGAAGAGCAGCAUUAAGGUCAGUGAAAUAUGGUCAAUGUUCAGGGCUGGUGAGUUCAAGUCUCUCCUGCAACCUAAGAUUCAACCUGCACUAGUUAAAAUUUGUGAGCACAUUGGGCACCAUAGAAAUGUCUCCAUUGUUUUGGCCCAAGAAACCCAGGAGCAGGCCAAGAAGCACCCUGUUGGCCUCAAGGCUUUCUUACGUAUGGUGAAGCACGCCAAGAACAUUAAACCAGAUGCACUGUUCAAGGAGAUUGUCCCAAGAGAGAUGGGCAUGUUCUCCUCCACCACUCAGGAGCUUACCAAGGUGUCUCAGAUGCUAAACCAAGGCAUUGAAACAGAAGAGAUCAUUGCUUGCUGUGAGGCUGGGAAGCUCCCUGCCCUGAAGAAGCCAGAGACUCAGCAGCCACUCAUCAACAUGGUGGAGAAGCAUGGCCACUCAGUCAUGGUUGCUCAGGUGUUAGUUGAGGAAGCUUACCGAGAAGCAAAAUAUGAGCAAGUGACGACGGAAGAGGCCGACGAGCUGAUUCAUGAGGAGGAGGAAAAGAAGAAAGUCAGAGUUACGAAGGUCAAGUCAAUUGAGGAGAAACCCACACCUACCCCUGUUGAGGAGAAACCCACACCUACCCCUGUUGAGGAGAAACCCACACCAGCUCCCAAGGAGCCAGAGCCAACACCUAAAACAGAGGAAGACAAAAAGACAGUCAGACCAAAACGCAAACCCAAAACAAAGAAAACAGUUGCAGAACACACAGAGGAGGUCACGGAGGAGGAGGUUUCUGAAACACCAAAAACUGAACAAAUUGAAGAAACAGUUACACAGGUUGAAGAAAUAGAGGAAAUAAUUGAGGCACAGCCAACACCCACUCCUGAGAAACCAGAGGAAAAACCAACACCAAAACCAAUUACAGAUGAACAAAAACCCACACCUACUCCUGUUGAGGAGAAACCCACACCUACUCCUGUUGAUGAGAAACCCACACCUACUCCUGUUGAGGAGAAACCCACACCAGCUCCCAAGGAGCCAGAGCCAACACCUAAGACAGCGGAAGACAAAAAGACAGUCAAACCAAAACGCAAACCCAAAACAAAGAAAACAGUUGCAGAACACACAGAGGAGGUCACGGAGGAGGAGGUUUCUGAAACACCAAAAACUGAACAAAUUGAAGAAACAGUUACACAGGUUGAAGAAAUAGAGGAAAUAAUUGAGGCACAGCCAACACCCACUCCUGAGAAACCAGAGGAAAAACCAACACCAAAACCAAUUACAGAUGAACAAAAACCCACACCUCUUACAGUUGAGGAGAAACCCACACCUACCCCUGUUGAGGAGAAACCCACACCUACUCCUGUUGAAGAAAAGCCAACACCAGCUCCCAAGGAGCCAGAGCCAACACCAAAGACAGAGGAAGACAAAAAGACACUGAAACCAAAGAAAAAACCCAAAACAAAGAAAACUGUCACAGAACACACAGAAGAGGUCACAGAGGAGGAGGUUUCUGAAACUCCUCAAGUUGAACAAAAAGAUGAAACAAUUACACAGGUUGAGGAAACUGAAAUACUUGAAAUACAAGACACUAUUCAGGAGGAGAAAAAGACACCCAAAAAGAAACCCAAACCCAAAACAAAGAAAACUGUCACAGAACACACGGAAGAAGUCACAGAGGAGGAGGUUUCUGAAGUUCCUCAGGUUGACCAGACAGACAUUACAGUUACACGGGUUGAGAAAAUUGAGGAAGAAAUUCUUGAAGAAACAACACCAGACAAACCAACACCAGCACCCACUGAGGAGAAACCAACACCUAAAACAGAGGAAGACAAAGUAACAAAGAAACCCAAACCCAAACCCAAAACAAAGAAAACCAAAGCAGUACACAUAGAGGAAGUUGUGGAGGAGGAGAUUUCUGAGACUCCUAAAGUUGAAGAAAGGGAAGUCACAGUUACACAGACUGAAGACAUUGAAGAGGAAAUACUUGAAACAGAAACAACACAUAUUCCAGAGCAACCCAAACCAACACCAACUCCUGAACAAAAACCCACACCAGCUCCCGUGGAAGAAAAAUUGGUUGAGGAAAAGCCAAAACCUGCUCCUGAAAAAACAGAGGAAAAAGUUAAACCAGAACGCAAACCCAAGACUAAAAAGAAGACCGUGGUUUCAGAAGUGGUUGAGGAGGAGGUUCAUGAAACUCCUAAGACUGAACAGAAGGAUGUCACUGUUACAAAGACUGAGAUAAUUGAGGAGGUCAUACCUGAAGAAAUCAUAACAGAGGAGAGGACGGAAGUGACGGAAGUUGUGAAGAAGCCUAAGGAAAAACCCAAGAAACCCAAGAAACCCAAGACAACAGAGGAGGUCACAAUUGAAGAGGAUGUAAUUGAGGAGGUCAUACCUGAAGAGAUCAUAACAGAGGAGAGGACGGAAGUGACGGAAGUUGUGAAGAAGCCUAAAGAAAAACCCAAGAAACCCAAGAAACCCAAGACAACAGAGGAGGUCACAAUUGAAGAGGAUGUAAUUGAGGAGGUCAUACCUGAAGAGAUCAUAACAGAGGAGAGGACGGAAGUGACAGAAGUUGUGAAGAAGCCUAAAGAAAAGCCCAAACCCAAGAAACCCAAGACACAGAAGACAACAGAGGAGGUCACCACUGAGGUCACACAGAUUACAGAGCCCCUGGAAGAACAGGAGGUCACUGAGGUCACGGUUACUGAGGAGGAGGUUAAGGAAAUGCCAAAGAAAAAAGUAAAAGUGAAAAAGACAACAACCAAAACUGCACCAGUCCCUCUUGACCAGCCCAUCGAGGAAGUGUCUGCGCUGGAACGGCCCGACAUGGUUCCCGAGGAGAUUGUUCCCUCUGUUGAGCGUGACGAAUUGAAAAAGGUUACCGUGCAAAAAACACAGAUCAUGAAGAAAGAGAUAUUACAGGAACAGCCAGAAGAUAUCCAAGAGGUCACAGAGAUUACAGAGGUGACAGUAAAAGAGUUGGCUAAAGUUUCAGAUAUGCCUGAGGUUGUGGAGAAGGUCUCUUUAGUUCAGCAGCCAACACACAUAAAACAAAAGGUGUUACCUGAAGAAAAGCCGGAAGAGGCAGAAGAAGUAACUACUUCAAAGCUGCCCUUGGAAGAGGCUAAGCCAGGAGAGGAACCCAAGCACUUGGAGAAGGGCAAAGUCACCAAACCUCUCGUGCUGCAGAAGGAGAAGGUGGUUUCAGAACAACCUGAGGUCACAGAAGAAGUUACCACUAAAUUUGUGACAGAGAAAGCCUUGGUGUCAGAGGAGCCUGAGACAAUGGAAACAUCAGUUGUCCACAAACCAACUGUGCACGAAAAACGUGAAGUGAAGAAAAAGGUUACGAAACGUGUGGAAGAGAAGGUUGAACCAAGCGAGGAGCAGGUGAUAACUGAGAUAACGGAAACAGAGGAGGUCAUCACUGAACGUCGUAAGCCAAAGCCAACAGAGAAAGAGGAGCAGGAGGUCAUUGAAAAAACCGAGGUAGAGGAGGAGCAAACAGAACAAACACAACAGACUACCGUACAAAAACAAACACCACUACAGCCGGAAACACAACAGGAGGAACAACAGACCACCACAACCCUUCCUCAACCUCCCCUCACAUUACUCAAGGAAACUCCUCAACAAAUACUUGUCCCCGAGGGCCAGACAGACUCCCUACAGAUAGCCUCCCUGCCAACCUCCAUUCAGGCUCAGGUCAGCCAAGAGGAGGCUAGAGCCACACUCAGGGCUGAGGUCACACAGGUCCACACAGAGCUGUGUGUGCCUGGCUUUAAGGCCUUGAUUCGCUUGGCCACGGACAACCAAGUAGACCUUGAGACGGUUGAGCUAAAGCCCCUGGAGAAGACAACAUUUGCCAAGGACAUUGGAAAGUUGAGCUUCCACUUGAAGAAGGGAGUGCAGGUCAAUGAACUUAUGACCAUGAUAAAAGAGAAUGAGUUUGUUUCCCUGAAGCAGCCGAAGCACCAGGCUCAGCUCCUGGAGGUGGCCGACCGCCUGGGACACGCCACAGUGCACAAGGUCUUGGUGCAGGAGGCGGCCGACAGGUGCGAUGACAAGAUUGGCCUGAAGUCUGUGAUGCGCACCAUUCAGCAAGGAAAGGAAUCCAUGGAGCAGGUGAUUCUGAGCACUGCCAAAGAAUUUGGCCCAUCCUCAGAGCCUGUGAAGGAGAUGGCUGCUGUCGGUUAUCUCCUCCAAGAGGGUGUCAAGUGUGAUGAAGUGAUGACUCUUGUUGAGUCUGGUCUGCUGUCAAGCCUCAAGAUGCCUCAGGCCCAGGUGCCACUCACUUCCAUGGUGGCUGACAAGGGACACAUUGGCUCAAUUUGUGAAGUCUUAGUGGAGGAGUCUGUGAGGGAGGUGGCAAAGCCAAGGCCAAAGGGAGAGGCGGCGCGCAUGACUGAGGUGAAGGAAAUUCUUAAGAAGGCCAAAGCAGAGACGGUGGACGUGAAGACUUUUGCGCCUGAGAUGGUCCCUGGCGUGAAGGCCUAUGUCCGCAUGGCCCAGGAGGAAAGCGUCAGCAUUGAGGAGGUGGUCCAGAAGGCCAAACUGGAGCCCAAAGUGAAAGAGGAGAUGGCCAAGAUCGGCAUGAUGGUCAAGCACGGCGUUUUGGCCCAGGAUGUGCUCACCCUGAUGGAGGCCGGGGAGUUCCCUCAGCUCAUGAGAGAGGAGGCGCAAGCAGAGCUCUUGACAGUCAUCGAGGAGUUUGGCUUCAGAGCGCUGAUUAAUGAGGUUGUCCUUGAGCAAGUGCAGCAAGCCAUUCAAAAGACCGGCAAGCCUCUGGGGGUCAAAUCCUUCAUGCGCAUGAUGGAGCAAGCCAAUGUCAACGUCGAGGAAAUCAUUACAGAGAAGUUCCCCAAAGAGCUGGAAGCAGACCUGCAGCCAGUGUGCAAGGAAAUGGCCAAAGUGAGUGUCAUGCUCAAAGAGGGUGUUCAGGCCCAGGAGAUUAUGUCCAUGAUAGAGGCCGGGGAGCUGCCCAGCCUGCAGCGUCCUGAAGCCCAGGUGCCUCUGGUCAACAUGGUGGGGCAGGAGGGACACACAGCAAUAGUCUGCCAAGUUCUGAUUGAGGACUCGCUCAGUAGCAUAAUUCAAGAACUCCCCAAGGUAGACAAAGCAACCAUCUCCUCCGUCGAGACCCUCGAGUCGGCUACUGAAACCCAGGUUGAAGUUAAAGCCAAGAAAGUGAAGAAAAUCAAGAAGGCAACUGAAACAACUGAAGAAUCAGAAACUGAGGAAAUAACCAAAAAGCUCAUGCGAACACCAUCCAGGGAGAGAAGCGAGACCGUGGAAGUGACGAUGGAAGAAGCCACGCACUUUGAAAAGCCGAAGCCCAAAAAGGAAAAGGCAAAGGAGACCGUCAUUGAGGACGUCAAAGACUCGCUAACUGUGACGGAAAGCUUAACAGAGGAGCAAACGGCUCCGUGGGUUCAAGGAGAAAAAAUUCAUCUUAAGAAAUCUGUUAGUAUUACCCCCGAGCUGGUGGCGUCCCAGCCACUCCAGGUAACCGAUACUAAAGCAGAAGAUACAUGUGUUUCUCUGACGACUGAGAAAGGUAAGGAAGAAAAAGCAACAGUUAAGGAAGGGUUGCUCGACUCAAUUACGGUUACUGAAAAGAUUCCCGAAGAACAACCAACUCCAUGGCGCAAGGGUGAAAAGGUGCCCUUCAGGACAGAAAGUAUUGAGCCCAGUCUGGUGUCAUCACAACCCCUGCAGGUGACAGACACAAAGGUGGAGGACUCCUACACUAUACUGAAGACAGAGAAGGGUGAAGAGGUGAAGGCAAAGGUCACUGAAGACCUGAGAACCCCUCUCACUGUGACAGAAAACCUUGCACAGGAGGAACCAACACCGUUCCGUGAGGGUGAAAAAGUGCCCUUCAGAACACAGAGUAUUCAGCCUGACUUGGUCUCCUCGCAGCCACUUACAGUCACAGACACUAAGGUGGAAGACUCCUACACGAUUCUAAAACCAGAGAAGGGUGAAGAGGUGAAGGCCAAGGUUACAGAGGACCUGAGAACCUCCCUGACUGUGACUGAGAGCAUGACACACGAAGAACCAACACCGUUCCGCGAGGGUGAAAAGGUGCCCUUCAAGACACAGAGCAUUCAGCCCGACUUGAUAUCAUCUCAACCACUUACAGUCACAGACACCAAAGUGGAAGACUCCUACACAAUUCUUAAGACAGAGAAGGGUGAAGAGGUAAAGGCUAAGUUGACUGAAGAUUUGAGAACCUCUCUGACUGUGACAGAAAGCAUUGCUCAUGAGGAACCAACACCAUUCCGUGAGGGUGAGAAGGUGCCCUUUACGACACAGAGCAUUCAACCUGACUUGAUUUCAUCUCAACCACUUACAGUCACGGACACCAAAGUGGAAGACUCCUACACAAUUCUUAAGACAGAGAAGGGUGAAGAGGUAAAGGCUAAGAUGACUGAAGAUUUGAGAACCUCUCUGACUGUGACAGAAAGCAUUGCUCAUGAGGAACCAACACCAUUCCGUGAGGGUGAGAAGGUGCCCUUCAAGACACAGAGCAUUCAGCCUGACAUGGUCUCCUCACAGCCACUCACUGUUACAGACACUAAGGUGGAGGAUUCAUACUCUAUACUGAAGACAGAGAAGGGUGAGGAGGUGAAGGCAAAGGUGACUGAAGAUCUAAGAACCUCCCUGACUGUGACUGAGAGCAUGACACACGAGGAACCAACACCGUUCCGUGAGGGUGAAAAAGUUCCCUUCAAGACACAGAGCAUUCAGCCCGACAUGGUGUCUUCACAGCCACUCACAGUCACAGACACAAAGGUGGAAGACUCCUACACGAUUCUAAAACCAGAGAAGGGUGAGGAGGUGAAGGCCAAGGUGACUGAAGAUCUGAGAACCUCCCUGACUGUGACUGAGAGCAUGACACAUGAGGAACCAACACCGUUCCGUGAGGGUGAAAAAGUUCCCUUCAAGACACAGAGCAUUCAGCCCGACAUGGUGUCUUCACAGCCACUUACCGUCACAGACACCAAAGUGGAAGACUCGUACUCCAUACUGAAGACAGAGAAGGGUGAAGAGGUGAAGGCCAAGGUUACAGAGGACCUGAGAACCUCCCUGACUGUGACUGAGAGCAUGACACACGAAGAACCAACACCGUUCCGCGAGGGUGAAAAAGUCCCCUUCAAGACACAGAGCAUUCAGCCCGACAUGGUGUCUUCACAGCCACUUACCGUCACAGACACCAAAGUGGAAGACUCGUACUCCAUACUGAAGACAGAGAAGGGAGAAGAGGUGAAGGCAAAGGUCACUAAAGAUCUCCAGACUUCUUUGACUGUGACAGAAAGCAUGACACAUGAAGAGCCAACGCCAUUCCGUGAGGGUGAGAGAGUACCAUUUAAAACUCAAACCAUCCAGCCUGACCUGGUCUCAUCUGAACCACUUACAGUCACAGACACCAAAGUGGAAGACUCAUACUCCAUACUGAAGACAGAGAAGGGUGAGGAGGUGAAGGCCAAGGUUACAGAGGACCUGAGAACCUCCUUGACUGUGACUGAGAGCAUGACACAUGAAGAACCAACACCGUUCCGUGAGGGUGAGAAAGUCCCCUUCAAAACACAGAGCAUUCAGCCCGACAUGGUGUCUUCACAGCCGCUUACCGUCACAGACACCAAAGUGGAAGACUCGUACUCCAUACUGGAGACAGAGAAGGGUGAGGAGGUGAAGGCAAAGGUCACAGAGGACCUGAGAACCUCCCUGACUGUGACUGAGAGCAUGACCCAUGAGGAACCAACACCGUUCCGUGAGGGUGAGAAGGUGCCCUUCAAGACACACACCAUCCAGCCCGAUUUGGUCUCCUCACAGCCGCUUACAGUCACAGACACUAAGGCGGAAGACUCCUACACGAUUCUCGAGACAGAGAAGGGUGAAGAGGUGAAGGCAAAGGUGACUAAAGAUCUCCAGACUUCUUUAAAUGUGACAGAAAGCAUUGCACAGGAAGAACCAACUCCCUGGCGUGAGGGUGAAAAGGUGCCCUUCAAGACGCAGACUAUUCAGCCUGACUUUGUGUCUUCACAGCCACUCACUGUUACAGACACUAAGGUGGAGGAUUCAUACUCUAUACUGAAGACAGAAAAGGGAGAAGAAGUGACAGCAAAUGUCACAGAAGAUCUGAGAACCUCACUGACUGUGACAGAAAGCAUUGCACAUGAAGAACCAACACCGUGGCGCGAGGGUGAAAAGGUUCCCUUCACAACGAGGACUAUUGAGCCAGAGUUCGUGGCAUCACAGCCACUUCACGUCACAGACACCAAAGUGGAAGAUUCAUACACGAUUCUAAAGACAGAGAAGGGUCAGGAAGUGAAGGCCAAUGUUACUGAAGAUCUCAGAACUUCACUGACUGUUAGUGAAAAUAUUCCACAAGAAGAACCAGCCCCAUGGCAGGAAGGUCAAAAAUUGCCCCUCACACAGACUGGCAAACCCGCUGUGGUUCCCUCCGUGUCUGUGCAAGUAACGGACACAAAACUGGUAGAUUCUGUCGGAACUUUCCAAGAGGAAGAAACUGAAAAGGUUCAAGCAACUGUCACAGAGGACUUGCUGGAUUCUGUUGUGGUAACUGAAAGACUUCCAGAGGAACAGCCAUCACCUCUGAAGAAACCAGCAAGAGCAACUGCUGAUUCGGCAGACCACACACUCGUUGUUAUGGAGCAUGACUCCCUCUCAGUUUCAGAAGUUUAUAUUAAAGAGGGAAGCACUCAGUUUGAACCUGAGAAAACUCAUCCUCAGGAAGCUGUUGGGAAUGUUGAGCCCCUGCAGGCUGUGACAACAUUGGACCAGAUAUGUGAUGAAUCUCUGGCCAAGCUCUCAGACUUCAUGGCAGCCACUCACAAGGCCAAACUUUUGGGCCAAGAUGCUCAACACACAAUACAAGUUACUGAGCAGAUGACUCAUGAAAGCAUUCAAGAUCUAGAGAAAGCAAAGCAAAAUUAUCAAAAUGUUAAAUGUGCUUUUGAAGGACAAAAUGCAGCUCUGACAGAAGAGGUUGUGGUACAUGAUGCAGAGGAUGAAUAUAAGCCAACGGCUCCUAAAUCAGCUGAGACAACGCAGACAACUGUUAGGAAAGAGUUAGAAGCUGUGAUGGUGGCUGAAACCAAAUUAGAGGAAGAUACUCAAUCAUGGGAAAAGGUGAGUGAAUCAUUUGAAAAGGCCAAACCAAAUGUCCUGGAACUGAAGCAUAUCCAGGUGUCUGAAACCUUCAAGGCUGACAAGGAGGAUGUCUUCACUCAGCCCACUCCUCUACAACAGCAAGGAAAGUCAGUGCAAGAGCAGCCACUGCAGCCCCUCACCAUUCAGGGCCAUGACGUGCAGGAGGAUGCUGCCUCGUGGAAAUCUCGUAUUGAGCAAGAACAGACUGCCAGAACCUCUGUGAUGGAAAGCAUGCCACUCAGCAUCACUGAAACUCAGCAACAUGACACAUAUAAAGAAUACAAAUCAGACACACCACUGAUGGUUCAGGCAACUCAAACUGAUGACAAGAGGGAAGCCCUGGCUGUGUCUGAGGUCAAGGCAGAAUCUCCAAUCCGUGAGCUGACCAAACCAAAGCUGGAAGAGGAACAUGCUGAGGUCAUCCACUCAAAGAACACGUCUGUUGUCAUAUCGUCAUCACAAGUCCAGGAGAGUGAAGCGCCUCUGAAAAUCCAGCGUCCCAAAGAGGAGCACGCUGAGGGCAUAGACAUCAACGCCUUCCACCCUAUUGCCAUUUCUGAUACAGAGGUUCAGCUUCCUGUGGAUGAGCUGAGUCAGCCAGUGCCUCUUACAGGAACAGCCAAGUCUAGUUUUAUUCAUCAAAAGGCCGUUGAAGUUCUUGAAUCUCAGACUCAUCAGAAAGAAACGGAUUUCCAGCCCAUGAAGGUGGCAGACAUGAAGCUGGAAGGGACCGUGGAAUGUAGCGAACACACCCUUGAGGUCAGGGAAACACGAGCUCAGUCCCCAAUAAAAGAUCUCAAAGAAAGUAAGCCUUCCACCGACAUGGCCAGUGCCUCAAUUAUCCCUCAGAAGUCUGUAAGAGUCUCUGAGGUGUCUGUCAGUUACAAGGAGGAAGAAUUUAAAGAGGUUCCAAGAUUCUCUCAUGUUGCAUCAUUAGAGCAACUCCCAGGCCAUGAGCCAUUGCUGAUAACACAGAGCACUGUUCAGGACAGCACAAUAGACCUGAAAACUGAUGAACCCCAGAAGGAGGUUGCCUCAGUGGACUUCAAGGGCCAUCACGCCGCGGCUGUCACCGAGGUGGAGACGGCGCAGGUGGAAGGGGAGUACAGCCCAGACAAGUUGCCUUUGACUACUGCCAAAACUGACAUGGUGGAGGGCAUGCCAUCUGCUGUCACUGAAGAGGUCUGUGCUGAUUCAUCUGUUAAGGAACUAACAGUGCCAGAAAUGCCUCAGUCUAAAGAAGCCACCACUGGAUUUGAAGAGAAAAAGGCAGUAUCCAUUCAUGAGACAGACACCCACGAGAAGGAAGGCUCCUUCACUGAGUCCAAACCUACGCCAUUGCAACUCCACUCCAAAAUAAAUGGAGGACUGGAGCCACUUCUUGUCACAGAGGUAGAGAGUGAAGAAGCAAUCAGUAAACUGUUAGAGAAGCCUGCACCCUCCAUGGAGAAUGCUACGAUAGAGCUCACACAUGCAGCGAAAGUGGCUCUGUCAUCUGGCAUCGUGAUAAAUGAGCGGGAAGGGCUGCACAAAGAAGAAAAGCCUGAAGCUCAGUUAGCAGAAGGCAGCAUUAGCACCGGGGAAGCCAUCUCUGUCUCAGAAGUCCUUCCCCAUUCUUCCACAACAGAUCUUAAACUUGCUCCUAAGCCUAAAGCAGAAGAAGGAACGGGCUCUCUUGUUCCCACCAAAACUGCAACCAUAUCAGAGGUUGUCCUGCAUGAGAAGGAAGGAAUACACACAUCAAGCAAAUUCCCUACAAUGUCUCUCCCAAGCCAGACAGAAGCGCCAAAUAUUCCUCUCGUUGUCCAGGAGACUUGCACGGCAUCAAGUGUGUCAGACCUGCCGGCAGAUAAGGUUCAACCAACAGAGUCAGCAUCUGUGUCCCUCUUUGCACAUAGAAUUGCUUCAUCUUCUGAUGUUGGAAUCAACGAGAAAGAGGGAAUCUAUGUGCAGGAAAAACCAAUAGAAGAUCUUGCAAAGGUAGAAUUUGAAAGUGCCAAGGCCCCUCUUCAAAUCAGUGAAACACGUGCUGAGUCCCCUAUCAAGGACUUCAAGGAUGAGAAACCAAUUGAGUCUCAGGUGAUGCCAUUCUUCAUACCUCAGAAGGCAGUGUCUGUUAUUGAGACAGAGACCAAGGACAAAGAAGGAAUUCUUGAACUUGAAAAACCUGGAACUGUUUCUCUAGAAUCUGAUAUGAUACAACCAUUGCAGCCUCUUACAAUAUCUGAGGUAACAGCAGAUUCAAGUACGCACACACUCUCUCUGGAAAAGCUAAAUGAAGAGCAAGCAAAUCCUAGUCAUGAACUCCACACUGCUGCUUCUGUCACUGAGGCGAUGGUGCACCACAAAGAGGAGGAAUAUGAAGGCGACAAACUCGUCACUAUUGUCCCCAAGGAGUUCCAAACACCCGGGUUCUGGUCGUUGGAGAUUACAGAAACUGAACCUGAAGAACGAUUUGAAAAGCGCUUUGAAAAACAAACUCCAAGAAGCCAUGCUCGGCCUGAUGUGAUCCCUCAGGAUACGCUCGAAGUGCAGGAAGUCAGAAUCCACGAAUCUGAAAACACGUUCGAUACCGUUGCGCCCGAACCGUCGAAGGUUAACGCGUCAGCUCGUGUAGCGGGUCAUGUUGUGGCAGUGUCGACAAAUAUCGAACCUGCGGACAGCCUCCAGAAAAUGGCUGAUAGUGAAAUGAUCGAAGAAAGAAAAGCCGUGUGCUCGUUCAACACACAGCAGGUCGCGGAAGUGUUGCAGCAUGACGUUAGUGAAGCUGGAAAUGUUAUAAAAGAAAAGAAAGAGGAAAGCAAAACGGCUCUCCCGAGUGUUGAGGAAAUGCAGUCAGUGUCGGUGUCCGAGGUUAGCGCAGAAAUUAAAGAGGAAGAUUACGUAACCGAACAACCAUAUGUACACAAUGUAGAAGCCAAACCAGUGAUCACUCCGAUGCAUUUAGCCAACGUUGCUCAUCCCGACAUUGGUGAGCAGGAGGGUAGUGUGUCUACACUCGACACCUCAGCUACAGCUCACGCCAAACUUGAUUUCACUCCACACAUUUCUACACAAGUCAUGCAACAACAUCCUGACAUACUUCCUGGCAUAAUAAAACCUGAACAACACAUUCUGGCUACAGGUAAGAUUGUACUGGAACAGGCUACACAUGUCUCAGGCUCUCAGGAAGUUGUCGUUGAGACUGUGACAGAAGAGAAGGAUAUUAAGUUACCAAGAGCGGAAACAGCUAAAUCGGUAUUACCAGAACAGGAGUCAAUUUCGGUGGAAGAAGUCUCAGUAAAGGAAGCCCCUGGAUCUGUGAGUGAAACCAAGCCAAUGGGUGUUACUGCUACUUCUAUUAUUUCUCCUCAUGAAUCUGUAACCAUUGAAGAGGUGUCAGUUAAGGAGGCACCGGGAGAUAUCAAGGAAGCCAAGCCCAAGACAGAGCAGGCUACCUCUGUCUUCUCUCCUCAAGAAUCGAUCUCUGUGCACGAGGUUUCCGUAAAAGAAUCCUCAGGCUCGAUCGAGGAAGCAAAGCCCAAAACAGAACAGGCCACCUCCGUUUUCUCAACUCAUGAAUCGGUGUCAGUUCAAGAAGUGGCGGUCAAGGAGGCACCGCAAGAUAUAUCAGAAAAGAAACCAAAGUCAGAAGUGGCCACCUCAAUCCUGUCAGAGCAUGAAUCUAUCGGGGUUGAGGAAGUAUCGGUGAAGGAAGCCCCAGGAACCAUGAAAGAUGCCAAGCCCAAGGAGGAGCAAGCAACGUCAGUCAUUGCUCCGCACGAGUCAAUCACGGUACAGGAAAUAUCAGUCAAAGAAGCUCCAACAGACAUUUCAGAAAAGAAGCCAAAAACUGAAACAGCAACUUCUAUCCUAUCGGAGCAGGAAUCCAUCUCAGUACAAGAGGUCUCAGUGAAAGAAUCUCACGGUGACAUGAAAGAUAGCAAGCCCAAAACAGAACAGGCUACUUCCAUUGUCUCUCCUCUUGAGCCUCUCACCAUUGAGGAAGUCUCGGUGAAGGAAAGCUCUGGUGACAUCACAGAGAAGAAACCAAAGUCUGAACAAGCAACAUCCAUCUUCUCAGAGCAGGAGUCCAUCUCUGUCCAGGAGGUGGCAGUCAAGGAGGCUCCUGGAACAAUGAAGGAUGCCAAGCCAAAGACUGAACAAGCCACCUCAGUUAUUUCUCCACAUGAGUCUCUCACAGUACAGGAAGUAUCUGUCAAGGAAGCUCCUUCUGACCUCAGUGAGCAUAAGCCCAAGACAGAGAAGGCCACAUCCAUUUUGUCAGAGCAGGAAUCCAUUUCUGUGCAGGAGAUCUCAGUCAAAGAGGCUCCUGGAACGAUGAAGGAUGCCAAGCCUAAGACUGAACAAGCCACUUCCAUCAUCUCCCCUCAUGAGUCCAUCACCAUUGAGGAGGUGACAGUGAAGGAGACUCCGGGAGACAUCACAGAGAAGAAACCAAAGACUGACAAGGCAACUUCCAUCCUGUCAGAACAGGAGUCUAUCUUUGUACAAGAGGUAACAGUCAAGGAGGCUCAUGGUGACAUGGCUGAUGCCAAACCAAAGACUGAACAGGCUACUUCAAUAAUUUCUCCUCACGAAUCUGUGACAGUGGAGGAAGUCACUGUCAAAGAAACUUCUGGCGAAGUUGUGGACAAGACACCACAAUCAGAACAAGCUACAUCAAUUCUGCUGGAGCAGGAAUCCAUUUCAGUACAUGAGGUCUCAGUUAAGGAAUCUCAUGGUGACAUGAAAGAUAGGAAGCCCAAAACAGAACAGGCUACUUCCAUUGUUUCUCCUCUUGAGCCUCUCACCAUUGAGGAAGUGUCGGUGAAGGAAAGCUCUGGAGACAUCACAGAGAAGAAACCAAAGGCUGAACAGGCCACUUCAAUCUUCUCAGAGCAGGAAUCCAUCUCUGUCCAGGAGGUGGCAGUCAAGGAGGCUCCUGGAACAAUGAAGGAUGCCAAGCCAAAGACUGAACAAGCCACCUCAGUUAUUUCUCCACAUGAGUCUCUAACAGUACAGGAAGUAUCUGUCAAGGAAGCUCCUUCUGACCUCAGUGAGCAUAAGCCCAAGACAGAGAAGGCCACAUCCAUUUUGUCAGAGCAGGAAUCCAUCUCUGUACAGGAGAUCUCAGUCAAGGAGGCUCCUGGAACGAUGAAGGAUGCCAAGCCUAAGACUGAACAAGCCACCUCAAUCAUCUCCCCUCAUGAGUCCAUCACUAUUGAGGAAGUAACAGUUAAAGAGACUCCUGGAGACAUCACAGAAAAGAAACCAAAGACUGACAAGGCAACUUCCAUCCUGUCAGAACAAGAGUCCAUCUUUGUACAAGAGGUAACAGUCAAGGAGGCUCAUGGUGACAUGGCUGAUGCCAAACCAAAGACUGAACAGGCUACUUCAAUAAUUUCUCCUCACGAAUCUGUGACAGUGGAGGAAGUCACUGUCAAAGAAACUUCAGGCGAAGUUGUGGACAAGACACCACAAUCAGAACAAGCUACAUCAAUUCUCCUGGAGCAGGAAUCCAUCUCAGUACAUGAGGUCUCAGUUAAGGAAUCUCAUGGUGACAUGAAAGAUAGGAAGCCCAAAACAGAACAGGCUACUUCCAUUGUAUCUCCUCUUGAGCCUCUCACCAUUGAGGAAGUCUCGGUGAAGGAAAGCUCUGGUGACAUCACAGAGAAGAAACCAAAGUCUGAACAGGCCACUUCAAUCUUCUCUGAACAAGAGUCCAUCUCUGUCCAGGAGGUGGCAGUCAAGGAGGCUCCUGGAACAAUGAAGGAUGCCAAGCCCAAGACUGAGCAGGCCACCUCAAUAAUCUCUCCUCAUGAAUCUCUCACCAUAGAGGAAGUAUCUGUCAAGGAAGCUCAUUCCGACCUCAGCGAGCAUAAGCCCAAGACAGAGAAGGCCACGUCAAUUUUGUCAGAGCAGGAAUCCAUUUCUGUGCAGGAGAUCUCAGUCAAGGAAGCUCCAGGGACAAUGAAGGAUGCCAAGCCCAAGACUGAACAAGCCACCUCAAUCAUCUCCCCUCAUGAGUCCAUUACCAUUGAGGAGGUGACAGUGAAGGAGACUCCUGGAGACAUCACAGAAAAGAAACCAAAGACUGACAAGGCAACUUCCAUCCUGUCAGAACAAGAGUCCAUCUUUGUACAAGAGGUAACAGUCAAGGAGGCUCAUGGUGACAUGGCUGAUGCCAAACCAAAGACUGAACAGGCUACUUCAAUAAUUUCUCCUCACGAAUCUGUGACAGUGGAGGAAGUCACUGUCAAAGAAACUUCUGGCGAAGUUGUGGACAAGACACCACAAUCAGAACAAGCUACAUCAAUUCUCCUGGAGCAGGAAUCCAUCUCAGUACAUGAGGUCUCAGUUAAGGAAUCUCAUGGUGACAUGAAAGAUAGGAAGCCCAAAACAGAACAGGCUACUUCCAUUGUUUCUCCUCUUGAGCCUCUCACCAUUGAGGAAGUCUCGGUGAAGGAAAGCUCUGGUGACAUCACAGAGAAGAAACCAAAGUCUGAACAAGCAACAUCCAUCUUCUCAGAGCAGGAGUCCAUCUCUGUCCAGGAGGUGGCAGUCAAGGAGGCUCCUGGAACAAUGAAGGAUGCCAAGCCAAAGACUGAACAAGCCACCUCAGUUAUUUCUCCACAUGAGUCUCUCACAGUACAGGAAGUAUCUGUCAAGGAAGCUCCUUCUGACCUCAGUGAGCAUAAGCCCAAGACAGAGAAGGCCACAUCCAUUUUGUCAGAGCAGGAAUCCAUUUCUGUGCAGGAGAUCUCAGUCAAAGAGGCUCCUGGAACGAUGAAGGAUGCCAAGCCUAAGACUGAACAAGCCACUUCCAUCAUCUCCCCUCAUGAGUCCAUCACCAUUGAGGAGGUGACAGUGAAGGAGACUCCGGGAGACAUCACAGAGAAGAAACCAAAGACUGACAAGGCAACUUCCAUCCUGUCAGAACAGGAGUCUAUCUUUGUACAAGAGGUAACAGUCAAGGAGGCUCAUGGUGACAUGGCUGAUGCCAAACCAAAGACUGAACAGGCUACUUCAAUAAUUUCUCCUCACGAAUCUGUGACAGUGGAGGAAGUCACUGUCAAAGAAACUUCUGGCGAAGUUGUGGACAAGACACCACAAUCAGAACAAGCUACAUCAAUUCUGCUGGAGCAGGAAUCCAUUUCAGUACAUGAGGUCUCAGUUAAGGAAUCUCAUGGUGACAUGAAAGAUAGGAAGCCCAAAACAGAACAGGCUACUUCCAUUGUUUCUCCUCUUGAGCCUCUCACCAUUGAGGAAGUGUCGGUGAAGGAAAGCUCUGGAGACAUCACAGAGAAGAAACCAAAGGCUGAACAGGCCACUUCAAUCUUCUCAGAACAGGAAUCCAUCUCUGUCCAGGAGGUGGCAGUCAAGGAGGCUCCUGGAACAAUGAAGGAUGCCAAGCCAAAGACUGAACAAGCCACCUCAAUCAUCUCCCCUCAUGAGUCCAUCACUAUUGAGGAAGUAACUGUUAAAGAGACUCCUGGAGACAUCACGGAGAAGAAACCAAAGACCGACAAGGCAACUUCCAUCCUGUCAGAACAGGAGUCCAUCUUUGUACAAGAGGUAACAGUCAAGGAGGCUCAUGGUGACAUGGCUGAUGCCAAACCAAAGACUGAGCAGGCCACCUCAAUAAUCUCUCCUCAUGAGUCUCUCACCAUAGAGGAAGUAUCUGUCAAGGAAGCUCAUUCCGACCUCAGUGAGCAUAAGCCCAAGACAGAGAAGGCCAUGUCAAUUUUGUCAGAGCAGGAAUCCAUUUCUGUGCAGGAGAUCUCAGUAAAGGAUGCUCCUGGAACAAUGGAGGAUGCCAAGCCUAAGACUGAACAAGCCACUUCCAUCAUCUCCCCUCAUGAGUCCAUCACAAUUGAGGAGGUGACAGUGAAGGAGACUCCUGGAGACAUCACAGAAAAGAAGCCAAAGUCUGAACAGGCCACUUCAAUCUUCUCAGAGCAGGAGUCCAUCUCUGUCCAGGAGGUGACAGUCAAGGAGGCUCCUGGAACUAUGAAGGAUGCCAAGCCCAAGACUGAACAAGCCACCUCAGUUAUUUCUCCACAUGAGUCUCUCACUGUACAGGAAGUAUCUGUCAAGGAAGCUCCUUCUGACAUUAGUGAGUAUAAGCCCAAGACAGAGAAGGCCACAUCCAUUUUGUCAGAACAAGAAUCCAUUUCUGUGCAGGAGAUCUCAGUCAAGGAAGCUCCUGGAACAAUGAAGGAUGCCAAGCCUAAGACUGAACAAGCCACUUCCAUCAUCUCCCCUCAUGAGUCCAUCACCAUUGAGGAGGUGACAGUGAAGGAGACUCCGGGAGACAUCACAGAGAAGAAACCAAAGACUGACAAGGCAACUUCCAUUCUGUCAGAGCAAGAGUCCAUUGCCGUACAAGAGGUAACAGUCAAGGAGGCUCCGUGCGACAUAGAAGAGUCCAAACCCAAACCGGAACAAGCCACCUCAGUCAUUACUCCACAUGAAUGUAUCACUGUUCAGGAAGUUACAGUUAAGGAAACACCUGAAGACAUAACAGAAAAGAAACCCAAAACAGAAAAAGCUACAUCCAUUCUCUCAGAACAAGAAUCCAUAUCUGUACACGAGGUGUCAGUUAAAGAAUCUCACGCUGACAUGAAGGACAGGAAACCCAAGACUGAACAGGCCACAUCCACUGUCUCUCCACACGAGUCUCUCACAGUUCAGGAGGUUACAGUUAAGGAAACCUUUGCAGACAUCACUGAACAUAAACCCAAAUCAGACAAAGCCACAUCUAUUUUAUCUGAACAAGAAUCCAUUUCUAUUGCAGAGGUGUCAGUAAAGGAGGCUCCUGCAACUUUGGAGGAUGCCAAACCCAAGACUGAGCAAGCUACCUCAAUAAUUACCCCUCUUGAAUCUCUUUCAGUACAGGUAAUUUCAGUUAAAGAGUCUCCUUCAGAGUUAAGUGAACAUAAACCUAAAUCAGAGAAAGCUACUUCUAUCUGGGAUGAACAAGAGUCAAUAUCAAUUGAAGAAGUGGCUGUCAAGGAGGCUCCUGGCACCAUUAAGGAAGCAAAGCCUAAGACAGAACAAGCUACUUCAACAAUUUCUCCACUUGAAUCUUUGACUGUUGAAGAAGUAACAGUCAAAGAGUCAUCUGGAGAUAUUGUUGAAAAGAAACCUAAGUCAGAAAAAGCUGUAUCAAUUUUAUCUGAGCAAGAAUCAAUUUCUGUUGAGGAGAUUUCUGUUAAGGAUGCGCCGGGUUCAAUGAAGGACCUUAAGCUGAAAACUGAGCAGGCCACAUCCUCCAUCGCUCCUCACGAGUCUGUUACUGUGGAGGAAGUUGCCGUCAAGGAGGAGCCAGAGGAAAUCAAGGACAAAAAGCCAAAGACAGAGAAAGCUACCUCAGUCUGGUCAGAGCAGGAGUCCAUUGCUGUUGAGGAGAUAUCAGUGAAGGAAGAGCCUGGUGAGAUGAAGGACUUAAAACUCAAAACUGAGCAGGCCGAAUCCUCAAUCGCUCCUCACGAGUCUGUUACUGUGGAGGAAGUUGCUGUCAAGGAGGAACCAGAGGAGAUUGAGGAUAAGAAACCAAAGACAGAGAAAGCUACCUCAAUCUGGUCAGAGCAGGAAUCCAUUGCUGUUGAGGAGAUAUCAGUGAAGGAAGAGCCUGGCGAGAUGAAGGACUUGAAACUCAAAACUGAGCAGGCCGAAUCCUCCAUCGCUCCUCACGAGUCUGUUACUGUGGAGGAAGUGUCUGUGAAGGAAGAGCCUGGUGAGAUGAAAGACUUAAAACUCAAAACUGAGCAGGCUGAAUCCUCCAUCGCUCCUCACGAGUCUGUUACUGUUGAGGAAGUUACUGUCAAGGAGGAGCCAGAGGAGAUUGAGGAUAAGAAACCAAAGACAGAGAAAGCUACCUCAAUCUGGUCAGAGCAGGAGUCCAUUGCUGUUGAGGAGAUAUCAGUGAAGGAAGAGCCUGGCGAGAUGAAGGACUUGAAACUCAAAACUGAGCAGGCCGCAUCUUCCAUCGCUCCUCACGAGUCUGUUACUGUGGAGGAAGUGUCCGUGAAGGAAGAGCCUGGUGAGAUGAAGGACUUAAAACUCAAAACUGAGCAGGCCGAAUCCUCCAUCGCUCCUCACGAGUCUGUUACUGUUGAGGAAGUUACUGUCAAGGAGGAGCCAGAGGAGAUUGAGGAUAAGAAACCAAAGACAGAGAAAGCUACCUCAAUCUGGUCAGAGCAGGAGUCCAUUGCUGUUGAGGAGAUAUCAGUGAAGGAAGAGCCUGGCGAGAUGAAGGACUUGAAACUCAAAACUGAGCAGGCCGCAUCUUCCAUCGCUCCUCAUGAGUCUGUUACUGUGGAGGAAGUUACUGUCAAGGAGGAGCCAGAGGAGAUUGAGGAUAAGAAACCAAAGACAGAGAAAGCUACCUCAAUCUGGUCAGAGCAGGAGUCCAUCGCUGUUGAGGAGAUAUCAGUGAAGGAAGUUCCUGGUGAGAUGAAGGACUUGAAACUCAAAACUGAGCAGGCCGCAUCUUCCAUCGCUCCUCACGAGUCUGUUACUGUGGAGGAAGUGUCCGUGAAGGAGGAGCCAGAGGAGAUCGAAGAUAAGAAACCAAAGACAGAGAAAGCUACCUCAAUUUGGUCAGAGCAGGAGUCCAUUGCUGUUGAGGAGAUAUCAGUGAAGGAAGAGCCUGGUGAGAUGAAGGACUUAAAACUCAAAACUGAGCAGGCCGAAUCCUCCAUCGCUCCUCACGAGUCUGUUACUGUGGAGGAAGUUGCUGUCAAGGAAGAGCCAGAGGAGAUUGAGGACAAGAAGCCAAAGACAGAGAAAGCUACCUCAAUCUGGUCAGAGCAGGAGUCCAUUGCUGUUGAGGAGAUAUCAGUGAAGGAAGAGCCUGGCGAGAUGAAGGACUUGAAACUCAAAACUGAGCAGGCCGAAUCCUCCAUCGCUCCUCACGAGUCUGUUACUGUGGAGGAAGUUACUGUCAAAGAGGAGCCAGAGGAAAUCGAGGACAAGAAGCCAAAGACAGAGAAAGCUACCUCAAUCUGGUCAGAGCAGGAGUCCAUUGCUGUUGAGGAGAUAUCAGUGAAGGAAGUUCCUGGCGAGAUGAAGGACUUAAAACUCAAAACUGAGCAGGCCACUUCUCUCAUUUCUCCGAGCGAGCCCCUCACUAUUGAAGAGAUUAUCGCUAAAGAAUCUUCUGGAGAUAUUACAGAGAAGAAACCUCUAUCAGAAACGGCAACCUCCAUUUGGUCAGAACAAGAAUCAAUUUCCGUUCAAGAAAUAUCAGUAAAAGAAGCUCCCUCAGAUCUCAUGGACAAAAAACCAAAGUCUGAAAAAGCCGUUUCUGUAUUCCCUGAACAGGAGUCCAUUUCUGUUGAAGAGGUAUUGGUAAAAGGUAUUUCAGGAGCACUGGAAGACCUUAAGCUGCAGAUUGAGCAAGCUACGUCCAUGUUUGCUCCACACCAGUCUGUCACUAUCGAAGAAGUGGCAGUGAAGGAGUCAUCAAAGGACUUGGAAGAGAAGAAGCCCAAGUCAGAAACUGCUCGAUCGAUCAUGUCACCACGAGACUCAAUAUCUGUAGAAGAGAUCAGCGUGAAGGAGGCACCUGAAGACAUACAAGAAAAGAAACCAAAAACUGAAAAGGCACAUGCAGUCAUCAGUCCACAGGAGCCAUUCUCAGUGAGUGAAGUACAGGUUGAAGACCAAACACAGGAAAUGCUCACUAAGAAGCCUGAGAGUGAAACUGCAGUUAUGACGAUGCCACGGAAAGACUCCUUGCAAGUGUUUGAGGUGGCUUCAGAACUUGCCCCAGAUUCAUUCACUGAACCCAAAGUUAAGGAGGACAUAGCAAAGGUAACGGUGACAGAGGAGCUUCUCCGAGCAGACCAAGAGGAUGUCAUAGUACUGAAGGGUCCAUCCAAAGAGAAGAAGUUAAUAGAAGUAGUAGAGGAGGAAGAUGAGGUGGACAAAAAAGAGAAGGUAGAGGAAAAGGUAGAAGAGGAAGUUACUGAGAAAGUAACCAUUAAGAGGCCAAAGAAGAAACCUGAGAAGGCUGAAGAAAUUACUGAAGAAGUGACUGUAAUGAAGAUAGAAGAAAAGGUUGAGGAAGUUACUCCCGAGAAGGCUGAAGAAGAUGUCAUUGAGGAAGUGAAAAUCAAAAAGAAACCCAAAAAGAAACCCGAGGAAAAGGUUGAAGAGGAAGUCACUGAGGAAGUUGUCAUCAAGAAGAAGCCCAAGAAGAAACCUGAGAAGGCUGAGGAGAUCACUGAGGAAGUGACUGUUACAAAGGUGGAAGAGACCAUUGAGGAAGUUGCUCCCAAGAAGGCUGAAGAGGAUGUCAUUGAGGAAGUUACUGAGGAAGUGACAAUAAAGAAGAAGCCCAAGAAGAAGCCCCAGAAGGCUGAAGAAAUCACUGAAGAAGUGACUGUCAAGAAGGUGGAAGAGACCAUUGAGGAAGUUAUUCCUGAGAAGGCCGAGGAAGACAUCAUUGAGGAAGUUACUGAGAAAGUAACUAUAAAGAAAAAGCCCAAGAAGAAGCCCGAAGAGAAGGUUGAGGAGGAAGUUACAGAGGAAGUAACCAUCAAGAAGAAGCCCAAGAAGAAGCCUGAAGAGAAGGUUGAGGAGGAAGUUACCGAGGAAGUGACCAUCAAGAAGAAGCCCAAGAAGAAGCCUGAGAUGGCUGAAGAAAUCACUGAGGAAGUGACUGUGAAGAAGGUGGAAGAGACCAUUGAGGAAGUUGUUAGUAAGAAGGCUGAGGAAGAUGUUAUUGAGGAAGUUACUGAGGAAGUGACAAUAAAGAAGAAGCCCAAGAAGAAGCCAGAAGAGAAGGUUGAGGAGGAAGUUACGGAGGAAGUUACGAUAAAGAAGAAACCCAAAAAGAAACCCGAGGAAAAGGUUGAAGAGGAAGUCACAGAGGAAGUUGUCAUCAAGAAGAAGCCCAAGAAGAAGCCUGAGAAGGCUGAGGAGAUCACUGAGGAAGUGACUAUCACGAAGGUGGAAGAGACCAUUGAGGAAGUUGCUCCCAAGAAGGCUGAAGAGGAUGUCAUCGAGGAAGUUACUCAGGAAGUGACAAUAAAGAAGCCCAAGAAGAAGCCCCAGAAGGCUGAAGAAAUCACUGAAGAAGUGACUGUCAUUAAGGUGGAAGAGACCAUUGAGGAAAUUGCUCCCAAAAAGGCUGAAGAGGAAGUCAUCGAGGAAGUUACUGAAGAAGUAAAGAUUAAAAAGAAACCUAAGAAAAAGCCUGAAGAGAAAGUUGAAGAGGUUACUGAGGAGGUGACCAUCAAGAAGAAGCCUAAGAAGAAGCCUGAGAAGGCUGAAGAAAUCACUGAGGAAGUGACUGUGAAGAAGAUUGAGGAGAAGGUUGAGGAAGUUACUCCUGAGAAGGCUGAAGAAGAUGUUAUUGAAGAAGUUACUGAGGAAGUGACCAUAAAGAAAAAGCCCAAGAAGAAGCCAGAAGAGAAGGUUGAGGAGGAAGUUACAGAGGAAGUUACGAUAAAGAAGAAACCCAAAAAGAAACCCGAGGAAAAGGUUGAAGAGGAAGUCACAGAGGAAGUUGUCAUCAAGAAGAAGCCCAAGAAGAAGCCUGAGAAGGCUGAGGAGAUCACUGAGGAAGUGACUAUAAAGAAGGUGGAAGAGACCAUUGAGGAAGUUGUUGCUAAGAAGGCUGAGGAAGAUGUCAUUGAGGAAGUUACUGAGGAGGUGACAAUAAAGAAGCCCAAGAAGAAGCCCCAGAAGGCUGAGGAAAUCACUGAAGAAGUGACUGUCAAGAAGGUGGAAGAGACCAUUGAGGAAGUUGCUCCCAAGAAGGCUGAAGAGGAAGUCAUCGAGGAAGUUACUGAGAAAGUGACGAUAAAGAAAAAGCCAAAGAAAAAGCCCGAAGAAAAGGUUGAGGAAGAAGUUACUGAGGAAGUGACAAUAAAGAAGAAGCCCAAGAAGAAGCCUGAGAAGGCUGAAGAAAUCACUGAAGAAGUGACUGUCAAGAAGGUGAAAGAGACCAUUGAGGAAGUUACUCCGGAGAAGGCUGAGGAAGACAUCAUUGAGGAAGUUACUGAGAAAGUAACUAUAAAGAGAAAGCCCAAGAAGAAGCCUGAAGAGAAGGUUGAGGAGGAAGUUACUGAGGAAGUGACCAUCAAGAAGAAGCCCAAGAAGAAGCCAGAGAUGGCUGAAGAAAUCACUGAGGAAGUGACUGUGAAGAAGAUAGAGGAGAAGGUUGAGGAAGUUACUCCUGAGAAGGCUGAGGAAGAUGUCAUCGAAGAAGUAACAGAAAAAGUCACAAUCAAGAGAAAGCCCAAGAAGAAGCCUGAAGAGAAGGUUGAGGAAGAAGUUACUGAGGAAGUGACCAUCAAGAAGAAGCCCAAGAAGAAGCCUGAGAAGGCUGAAGAAAUCACUGAGGAAGUGACUGUGAAGAAGGUGGAAGAGACCAUUGAGGAAGUUGUUAGUAAGAAGGCUGAGGAAGAUGUCAUCGAGGAAGUUACUGAGGAAGUGACAAUAAAGAAGAAGCCCAAGAAGAAGCCAGAAGAGAAGGUUGAGGAGGAAGUUACGGAGGAAGUUACGAUAAAGAAGAAACCCAAAAAGAAACCCGAGGAAAAGGUUGAAGAGGAAGUCACAGAGGAAGUUGUCAUCAAGAAGAAGCCCAAGAAGAAGCCUGAGAAGGCUGAGGAGAUCACUGAGGAAGUGACUAUCACGAAGGUGGAAGAGACCAUUGAGGAAGUUGUUGCUAAGAAGGCUGAGGAAGAUGUCAUUGAGGAAGUUACUGAGGAGGUGACAAUAAAGAAGCCCAAGAAGAAGCCCGAGGAGAAGGUUGAGGAGGAAGUCACAGAGGAAGUUGUAAUCAAGAAGAAGCCCAAGAAGAAGCCUGAGAAGGCUGAGGAGAUCACUGAAGAAGUGACUAUAAAGAAGGUGAAAGAAACGGUUGAAGAAGUCACUGCAAAGAAGGCUGAGGAAGACAUUAUUGAGGAGGUCACAGAGGAGGUCACCAUCAAGAAGAAGCCCAAGAAGAAGCUUGAGAAGGCUGAAGAAAUCACUGAAGAAGUUACAAUAAAGAAGAUUGAAGAAACAGUUGAAGAAGUUGAUGUUAAGAAGGCUGAGGAAGACAUCAUUGAGGAAGUCACUGAAGAAGUUACAAUAAAGAAGAAGCCAAAGAAAAAGCCUGAGAAGGUUGAAGAGGAAGUUACAGAGGAAGUGGUAAUAAAGAAAAAGCCCAAGAAGAAGCCAGAGCCGAAGCCUGAAGAAAUAACUGAAGAGGUGACGAUAAAGAAACUAGAAGAACAAGAAGAAGAACAUAUUGUAAAGAAGGCAGAAGAGGACAUCAUUGAGGAAGUCACAGAGGAGGUUACAAUAAAGAAGAAGCCCAAGAAGAAGCCUGAGAAGGUUGAGGAAGUCACUGAGGAGGUCACAAUCAAAAAGAAGCCUGAGGAGAAGCCUGAAGAGGUCACCGAAGAAGUAACAAUCAAAAAGAAGCCCAAGAAGAAGCCCGAGCCAAAGGUUGAGGAAGUGGCUGAGGAAGUCACGAUAAAGAAGCCUGAAGAGAAAGUUGCUGAAGAAAUCACUGAAGAAGUAACAAUCAAGAAGAAGCCUAAGAAGAAGAAGCCCGAGCCAGAAGUGGAAGAGGUGUCUGAAGAAGUGGUCAUCAAGAGGAAGCCUGAGGAGAAGGAAGAGGAGGUUCAGGAAGAAGUUAAGUUUAAGCUGAAACCCAAAAAGAAGAAGGAACCUGAGGAAGUUUCAGAGGAAGUGACGCUUCGCAGGGAAGAGCCUGAGGAGCAAGUGAUAGAGGAGUUGACUGAAGAGGUUCAGAUUAAGCUGAAGCCAAAGAAGAAGAAAUCUAUCGUCACAGAGGAAGUUGUGUCGGAAGAGACUGUCAUUGUCAAGAGAGAUGAAGUGGAAGAAAAAUCUCCAGAGCCUGAGGAAGCUGUGGUGAUAAAGAGGAAACCCAAGAAGAAGGUUUCCAGGAAGGAGGAGGUGGAAGAAGAAGUCACCAUCAAGAAGCCUAAGGAGGAGGAGCCCACUGAAGAAAUUACACUGAAGAAACCUAAAAAGAAGAAGCCUGAGGAGCCCCAGGAGGAGGUGAGUGAGGAGGUGACCAUCAAGCGGAAGUCACCCGAGCCCACCGUGCAGGAGGAAAUAACCGAGCAGGUCAGCAUCAAGAUGAAGCCAAAGAAGAAGAAGCCUGUUGUUGUCACUGAAGAGGUUGAAGAAGCAUUCACACUGAGGAAACCUAUGGAAGAAGAGGAGCCAGAGGAGGAGCCAACCAGUGAGGUGAGCGAGACCGUCACUCUAAAGAGGAAGCCAAAGAAGAAGGAAACUCAAGAAAUCUCAGAGGAAGUUGAGGUGAAGUUGAGAGAACCAGAAGAUUUCCAGAGGGAGGAAACUACUGAAGAGGUGCAGAUCAGAAUGAAGAGGCCAAAGAAGAAGUAUUCUAUUGUUGAAGAAACCUUUGAAUCAGACAUGACCAUUCCUGCUGAAGAAGAGCCUGAGCCUGAUGUUGUGUAUGAACAAAUUGAUGAACUUACUGUGAUCAAGAAAGUAAUCAAGGAAGAAGUUGACCUUCCUGAAGAAACUGUGAAGAUUAGGAAGAAGAAACCCAAGAAGGUAACAGAGGAGGCUGAAGAAAAGGUGACCAUUAAGAAGAAGGUGAAAGAAGAACCAGAAUCUCCUGAAGAGCCCCAAGAAACAUUCCAACUGAAAUUGCCAAGGAAGAAGAAGCCAGCCUUCAAGGUUGAGGAGGAGGAGGAAGAAGAGGUAGGUGUGAUUAUUAGGAAGAAGCCUGAACCUGAGUAUGAAGAAGAGGUGGUGAGUGAAGUCUUCAAAAUCAGACCCAAGAAGCCAAAGGAAGAGGAACCAGAAGAAGAUGAUGCCGAGAGUCAGUUUACAUUUGACUUGACAAAGAGAAGGUAUGAAAAGCAUGAAGUGGAGGAAGUUGAAACGACUCACAAGGUGCCGCCACCUGCACCCAAACAGCCUCCAAUCUUCACCCAAGAGGACGUCCAAAUGCACAUAAAGGUCCCAGCACAGUCACCAACGGAAGUUCUUGAAAUCCCACCACCCAUCAACGUGAAGCCCGGAGACCAGCUGAGGGCCACAGCCACCUACGUCGCCGACAACACCCAGGAGAACGCCAUGCACCUGGUGGAGGGCGAGAAGGUGUACGUCAAAGAAAUGACCAACAGUGACUGGUGGUUUGUCAAGAAGCACCUCACCCUGGAGGAAGGCUACGUGCCGGCCAGGCUGCUGGCAGAGGAGACCACAUACACCCACUAUGUUGAGCAGAAGAUUGAGGAGAAGGCCAACAAGCUUCCUAUCUUUGACAAGCUCAAGAAGGGACAGAAGUCUGAGACACCUAAGAUGGUGACCAAGCUGGAGCCCCUCGCUGUGGUGGAUGGACAGGAGGCACAGUUUGUCUGCAAGAUCAAGGGCACGCCACGCCCCGUUGUCACCUGGUUCAGGCAGACUGCCAUCAUCAAGCCCUCGGAGGAGUUCCAGGUGUUCUACUCCGACGACAACACGGCGACCCUAGUGGUGAAGGAAGUCUUCCCCGAGGACGCUGGCUUGUUCACCUGUGUCGCCAAGAACCAGGCUGGGUGGACAACCUCCUCAGCCGAACUGGUGGUGGAGGGACCAAUCAGUGACCACGGCUCAGACUCCAUGGUGGCCUCGCGCCGCAGCCUGAGCAGGGAAUCAUCGGUGUGCGACAUCAUGGAGGGCAUCCCGCCAACCUUCGCCAACAAGCCCACCGUGAAGACAGUGGAGGAGGGCACACAGCUAGAACUGGACGUGCGAUUGGUUGCCAUUCCUGAGCCUGAGAUUGUAUGGAGGAAAGAUGGACAGGUGGUUCGUGAGUCUCCAAGAAUACGCAUCGUGAGACAGAAGGACGUUCACGCCUACCGUUCCAUCAUCAUCAUCAAGGGAGCCAAGAAGGAGGACGAGGGCCUGUACGAGAUCACCGUCAAGAACCGUGAAGGAGAAGCCAAGAAUCACAUCACACUGAGGGUUACUGCUCCAGAAGUACCAGAAUUUGAGGACAGGUUCCCAGACCAGACUGUUGAGUCCGAGGGAACCAUCCGUCUGGUGGCCAAGAUCCACGGCAUCCCAGCGCCUGAUGUCACGUGGAGCAGGAAUGGCAAGAAACUCAAGGAGGGGAAGAAUGUGGUCAUGACCUUCCAGGAUGAGUUGGCUGUGCUUGAAAUACGCAACGUGCAGCCCAAGGAAGAUUCUGGCAAAUAUGUGUGCACGGCCACUAACAAAGUUGGCAAAGCUUCCCACACCGCUAACAUUACAGUGGGGGCAGAGUUUGUCACCUUCAAGCGUGGCCUGGAAUCCUGUGUUGUGGACGAGGGCUCCGAGGUUGUGCUGGAGUGCCGCACCUCCAAGGAGAAGCCGUGCAAGUGGUACAAGGGCGUGACUGAAAUCAAGAAGAGUGAGACCUACGAGAUCGAGCAAGAAGGCCUCACACACCGCCUCAUCAUCCACUCUGCCACUCUCAGCGACACCGCCAAGUACAAGUGCACCUUCGAUGACCAGUCAACCUUCUGCAACCUUACUGUCAGAGGACUGGAUGACUUCGUGGAGAGAGUACAGGAUGUGGAGGUGCAGGAGAGGGAAGAAGCCAUCCUGGAAGUGGAAGUCACCAGCGAGAAGGCGAAAAUUACUUGGCAUAAGGAUGGUGAGGAGAUUACUGAACAGCACAAGCGCUUCACUCUGGUCUCCGAGGGGAAGAUUCGCAAGCUGGUGCUGAAGGAAGCCACGCUGUCUGACGAGGGCGAGUACACGUGCGCGCUGGGUGAACAUGAGUGCACCGCUGAGCUCACUGUGAGGGAGCUGCCCGCCGAGAUUGUCAGGAAGAUGAAGGACCAAGUUGUCUCCAAGGGUAACCGAGCCACUAUGGAGGUUGAGUUGACCAAGGGUGACGCCGUCAUCACCUGGUUCAAGGAUGAAACAGAGAUUAGAUUCUCUGACCACUACCAGCUCUCCAUUGAUGGCAAGGUUCAGAGACUCAUGGUGUACAACUGCCAGCUGGAGGACAGCGGCACCUACCGCGCCGUGGUGGGCAGGAGUGAGUGCUCCGCCACCCUCAAGGUUGAGCUUCAAGCCGAGGGAGACUUCUCCAAGCGGUUGCCGGCCCAGAUGGACGUUAACUCCAAGUCUGAUGUCACCUUCAUUGUGGAGCUGACCAAGGACAGUGAAGUUAAAUGGUUCAAGGGCACCGAGGAGCUGAAGCCUUCAGACAAAUAUAUCAUCAAGAAGGAAGGAAAGAAGAGGACCCUGAUUGUCAAGUCCUGCACUCAGUCUGAUGCUGCAGAAUACUCCUGUGUCCUCGCCAGCAUCAAGACUUCCUGCAAGCUUAAUGUUAUCCUGAUGGAGACAGCACCCAAAAUUGACAAAGAGUACCAGAAGGUGGAGGUGGUGGUGACCAAGGGUAAUGACGUCACCCUUAAGGUUCCCUACACUGGCACGCCCAUCCCCAACGCCACCUGGACCCACAAGGGGCAGCCAAUCGACAAGGAUACCAGUCCAAAGGUGCUGGCCACCAUCAACGAGACGGAGGCGUACAUCACCGUCAAGAUGGUGCAGGACAUUGAUUGUGGGGAGUACCGCCUCAAGCUCAGCAAUGACUGUGGUUCUGCCACCGCUGACUUUAUUGUGAAAAUACUGGACAAGCCAUCCAAGCCUGGCACACCUGAGCCCAUGAAGGUGACCAACGACAGCGUCACUCUGCACUGGGCGGAGCCCAAGGAGGAUGGCGGCAGGAUCAUCAUCAACUACAUCAUGGAAUACAAGUCAAAGAAGAAGGAGAAGUGGGUGGUGUACAACAAGACUGAAAAGAUUACAGAGACUACGACUAUUGUGACCAAACUCACCAAGAACGAGGAGUACUGCUUCAGAGUGUCUGCCGUCAAUGAGGUUGGCAAGUCAGACGCCUCUGAUGCGUCCAAGUAUGUCAAGGUCAGUGAACCAAAGACAGCUGAGCCUCCUGUGGUGAAGGAGCAGCUGACGCCUGUGGUCACCGGCCUCCACCAAGAAGUGGUCCUGCGCUGCGUGGUCACGGCCAAUCCUCUGCCCAAGAUUGAGUGGCAGAAGGACGGCAAGUCUGUCACCGGCAUUACCCACUAUGAGAACUUUACAGCAACCUUCACCAUCAAGGAGACCAACGAGAACUCUGGCGGCAUGUACACCUGCCGUGCUAGUAAUGAAGCUGGCAUGGCGGAGUGCUCGGCCACCAUAGUUAUUCAAGAGGCUCCAAGGUUUGAGUAUGACGAGAAGCAUCAAGUCCAGCGCUUGUUGGUGGGUGACAAGUGGCACGUCCCCGUCCAGGUGAUUGGCUACCCGCUGCCCACCAUCAGGUGGAGCUGCAACGAAAAGAUCAUCAAGUCCUCCACCCAUAUUGUCAUCCACACCGAGGAGUCGGAAGGCUCCACAGACAUUGCCAUCCACAAGCUGACGCUGGAGGACUCGGCCGUCUACACCGUCACUGCUGAAAACUCUGCUGGCAAGGCACAGCUCAGCUUCAACCUCAGAGUUGUCGAAGAAGAGCAGGAGUCGGUUGAAGUCAGUGACGAGGAGGUCAACGGGGAGCGCCCGGCACCACCCCAGGGCCCCUUGGAGACCAGCGACGUCACUAGUACCUCCCUCAACCUCCACUGGAAACCGUCCCCCAACGAUGGCGGGGUGGAGAUCACAGCGUACUUCAUUGAGAAGCAGGAGAAGACUCAGAAGCAGUGGCAGAAGGUGGCUGAGGUUGGCGCUGACGUGAUGUCAUACAUGGUGCAGAACCUGCUUGAGGGCCAUGAAUACUUCUUCCGAGUGUUUGCCGUCAAUCCGAUAGGCGUGUCUGAUGCUUUGGAAGCGUCAGAGCAACUCAAGAGUCCAUUUGACAAACCUGGUCCACCCAUCGGACCAUUUGACGUGAGUGACGUCACCGAGUCGUCCUUGCUGCUGCAUUGGGAUGAACCCGAUCACGACGGCGGCUCACCGGUCACUCACUACUCUGUUGAGAAGAGAGAAUCCACCAAAAAGGCCUGGAGCAAGGUGGGAGAGACAACGGCCCCAGUCACUGAAAUUGACGUUAGCGGACUCAGGAAGGGAACAGCAUACUUCUUCCGUGUGUAUGCAUACAAUGCUGUGGGCCAGAGUCCACCUCUUCAGCCAGAUGAGCCUAUCACAGCAGGCAAGAAGAUCACUCCACCAUCCAAGCCCAACAACCUCCAGGUGAUCGAUGUCACCACCCGCACCGUGACGCUGGCCUGGGCGCCGCCCACUUCCACCGGGGGUGCUGACCUAAUAGGCUACGUCAUUGAGCGCCGUCUGACCACUGAGAAGAGGUGGGAGAAGGUAGAUUCCGUUGAUGCCUCUGUCACGCUCUACUGUGUGGAGAACCUAAGGGAGAAAUCUGAGUAUGAAUUCAGAGUAUUCGCCGAGAACCCAGUUGGCCGCAGCCUGGAGCCUGCCAUGACUGAGCAAGUCCGGCUCAAGACUCAUGCCACUCCCCCGUCACCCCCAACGGCUCCCCUGGAAGCCCGUCCGACAGGCCCCACCAGCCUAAUGAUUGAAUGGGGAGCCCCAGAGAGUGACGGCGGCGCGCCACUGCUCGGCUACAUCAUUGCCAUCCGCGACAUUAAGAGAACCAUGUGGAUUGAAGUUGGGCAAGUUGGAGCAAACUUCACAAGAUUACACAUUAAGGAGCUGCAGGAGGAGCACGAGUACUUCAUUCGAGUUUUCGCCCGCAAUGAAGUGGGCGCCAGCGACCCUCUGGAGACGGAGGAGCCUGUCAAGAUCAUCACGCCAGACGACUUCACGGGGCUGCCCGAGGAUGACAAUGCCCCCUCCCUGUCCUACUCCACCACGGAGACACUCUCCUGGAUGCGGGAGGCCGGCAUGGAUGCCGACAUCUACUCGUAUGCCCGUGGCCGUCUCCUAAAUAGGGAUGAAUACUUCUUCAAAGUCUGGCAUCGUGGGAUGAACAAAUAUAGCGAGAAGUAACAUAUUUGGCGACAGAUAGUUUUGUACUACCUAUGUAUGAGUCCUGUAGAUUAGCAAUUUUCUUUUUCUGUUGAAAUUUUUCUUUUAUUUCUCUUGAAUUAGUCUUUCUCUAUAUUACCGACAAAAGAGAAUUAUCUCUUCCUAGGACAAGUCAUGCAUUUGCGUCCAGUCUCAUUCCUGAUAUGGAGAAUGCCCAUUUUUUCGAACUGAAGUUGUAUUUACUACUUUAAUGAUGAAUGUAUGAUGAUUCAGUUACUCGACUUUGUUAUUACUUGUACUUCCGGCGCCUGUCCAUGUAAGGGCGGCGAGGAGUAGCGUUAACGAACAACCGCCGUAAGGUAUUGAGUCCCGAGGGUCCGGCACGAAAACUCCAGUCUGGCAUUACUUUAGUCGUCACCAUCCCGAGACGUUCACCUGUGCACAGAACGGCCAGACUCGGAGGUUUCUGGCUGUGAUAGUCCACGGUUCAUAUUGAGCUGCUGCCUUUAUGAGCCGAAAUUCCAACUCGUGGACCAAAACCUUGUGGCUGUGAACCCUAGACGACGUUUGGUAUAGGAACCCAUUAUGUGUAUUGUGCACGUGGUCUGUGUAGAUGUCUCGUCUGACCCAUGACUCAGAAUGGAAUAUAAUUAAGUGAUUUAGUAGCAUCUGAGUGUGGGCUAUUUAUAGUAGUUUAUUAUCAUAUAUACACACACCUUAUGUGACUUAGAUGUCUUGUGAAUGUACUGUGAUAUGAGAAUUUACCUAAGCUGUCCUAGAACCUACACACAAAAUCAUCAAUAUGUUGAUUUUUUUUUCUUGUUGCAUAAUUCAUUAUCCAAUAUCAAAUCGUUGGUGAGGCCGGCAGCCCAUGGUUGCUGUGGAGCAGGAGUCAUGCUGCUGCUGAUAAUACUACCAUCUUUUUGGCCCGCCCACAGUGGCAUUAUGGUCUGCUGCCCUCACCAGCACAUUACAGCUGGGCAGGCAGCACCACAGGGAGCCACAAGCUGCUGCAACAUAACUCUUUACCAUCUAUCACGUGGCUCCGUGGUGGUGUCUUGCUCGGCCAAUUAGGCUUGUUGUGUAGAUUGGGAAUAAACCAUUUAGAUCAUA